Messenger RNA from Boleophthalmus pectinirostris (great blue-spotted mudskipper), 90814 nucleotides. RefSeq names its product titin-like. Lineage: Eukaryota; Metazoa; Chordata; Actinopteri; Gobiiformes; Gobiidae. Gene Ontology annotation, biological process: protein phosphorylation. Gene Ontology annotation, molecular function: protein kinase activity; ATP binding; protein binding. The record is from RefSeq and is a predicted model, not a curated record.
AUGUCGAGCCAAGCGCCGACGUUCACGCAGCCGCUGCAGAGCGUCGUGGCACUGGAGGGUAGUGCCGCGACGUUCCAGGCUCAAGUCACUGGUUCUCCAGUUCCGGAGGUGAGUUGGUUUCGUGAUGGCCAGGUGUUGUCCGCCGCGUCUCUUCCCGGCGUGAGGAUCUCGUUCAGCGAAGGCCGCGCUGUCCUGAGCCUCGCCGCCGUGAACGCGUCGCACAGCGGCCGAUACUCCGUCCGCGCCACCAACGCCACCGGACAGGCCACGUCCACCGCCGAGCUGCUGGUCACAGCGGAGACAGCGCCCCCUGUGUUCGUGCAGCGUCUCCAGAGCGCCACCGUGAGGACAGGCAGCGCGGUGCGUCUGGAUGUCAGAGUUUCCGGGAUUCCCACUCCCACCGUCAAGUUCUACCGAGAAGGAGCCGAGAUCCAGAGCUCGGCGGACUUCCGGAUCGUCCAGGAUCAGGACCUCCACAGCCUGCUCAUCCGAGAGGCUUUCCCCGAAGACAGUGGCUCGUACUCGGCCACGGCGAGCAACAGCGCAGGGCGCGCCACCUCCACCGCCGAGCUGCUGGUGCAAGGUGAAGAGGCGGUUCCUGCUAAGAAAACGAAGACCAUGGAGGGCGUGACUCUGACACACAAGACUCCGCCCAGAGUCCCGCCCAAACCCACGUCCAAGUCCCCGCCCUCCGCCUCGCCGUCGCCCGCCCUGGCCGCUUCACCCGCCGGGAAGGUGGCGGGUGCCAGGCAGCAGUCUCCCUCACCCGUGCGCCACGUCAAAGCGCCCACGCCCACGCCAACCAGAGCGGCGACAGGAGCAGCAGAUGUGCCUCCCCCCUGGAAGAAGACAGCGCCCCCCAGUGGGCAGCCACAGCCACAGCCACAGGUGGUAGAAGCGGCACUUCCUGUCGAGGAAGGAGUGAUCCCGCCCACAAUCAUCUCUGGUCUGACGAACCAGACGGUGACGGAGGGCGACAGUGUGACCCUGCGUUGCCAGAUCAGCGGUACGCCGGCGCCCGUGGUCAUGUGGUUCAGGGAGGACUUCAGGAUCCAGGACUCGGUGGACUUCCACAUGAGCUACGAGAACCGAGAGGCUCGACUCGUCAUCAGGGAGGCGUUUGCCGAAGACAGCGGACGCUUCACCUGCACGGCCACUAACCAGGCCGGCACCAGCAGCUCCUCCUGCUACCUCCUCGUGCAGGUGUCUGAGGAGAUGGACACAAGAGAUGAGACUGUCCCUGAACAGCAAGAGACAAUCCCGCCGGAGCCGGAGCAGCCAGAGGAGCAGGUGCCGGAGGAGGACAGGUGCAGCCCUGUCUUCAGUCAGGUGCCGCAGGUGCAGAGGCUGGUGGAAGGGGGCAGCGUCGUGUUCCAGGCCUCGGUGCAGGGUCGACCCAAACCUCAGGUGGUGUGGAAGAAGAACGGAGUGCCCAUCACCACCGGAUACAGAUAUAAAGUGACUUAUAAAAAAGAAACAGGCGAGUGCCGUCUGGAGAUUUCCAUGACCUUUGCCGAUGACGCCGGAGAAUAUUCUGUGACCGCCAAGAACCAGAAAGGAGAAGUGACCGCCUCCGCCAGCCUGCUGGAGGACGAGGAAUAUGACGCUUACAUAAAGAAACAAGAAGAAGCCGCCAAACCAGUGACAGUGCCAAGCCCCGCCCCCGCGGAGACCGCCGUGAUCACCGGACAGGAGUUCCAGUUGUCCGUGAUGGAGAUGCGCUUCAUCCUGGAGGUGGAGACUCGUCUCAUGAAGUUCACGUAUUCAGAUCUGCUCUCUCAGGACGGGCAGGAGCCAGAACCCGCCGCGCCCGGAGACCCGGCGCAGCCACACUUCACCGCCACCGUCAAGAACUAUCGCAUCAGAGCCGGCAUGGGCGCCACCUUCCACUGCCAGGCCCAGGGCAACCCCAGACCCAAGAUCACCUGGUACCGAGACGGGCAGAGGCUGCAUCCUUCCGACCGGUACCACAUGGAUGUUUUGGCGGACGGGAGGGCGAGUCUCCGCCUCCCGGCCGUUACCCCCGACGACCAGGCCGUGUACUCCGUCCUGGCCUCCAACGCCUCCGGGAACGUCAUCUGCUCUGGAAAACUCUACGUAGAACCAGAAACCCGACCAGGACUGGCCCCCCAGCCGGCCCUACAGAGGAUCAGCUCGGCGUCCCCCAGAGCCGUCAGCCUUUCCCCCGGCCGCUCUCCCGCCCGCUCCCCCUCUCGCUCGCCCGGGCGCUCUCCCGCCCGCAGACUGGACGAGACCGACGAGGCCGCGCUGGAACGACUCUACAAACCCGUGUUUGUGAUGAAACCCGCCUCUGCCCGCUGCUCCGAGGGCCAGACCGCCCGCUUUGACCUCAAGGUGGUGGGGCGCCCCAUGCCCGAGACGUACUGGUUCCACAACGGCCAGCAGGUGGUGAGUGACUACACUCAUAAGAUCGUGGUGAAGGAGGAUGGCACUCAGUCUUUGAUCAUCGUUCCUGCGGCGCCGCACGACGCCGGCGACUGGACUGUGGUGGCACAGAACCGUGCUGGACGCAACUCUCUGUCUGUGACCCUCACUGUGGAUGUGAAGGAGACCCUGGUGCGGCCUCAGUUCACGGAGAAACUGAGGAACCUGAGCGUGAAGGAGGGCAGCCUGGUGGAGCUGGCAGUGAAGGCCAUGGGCAACCCUCUGCCCGACAUCGUGUGGCUCAAGAACAGUGACAUCAUCACGCCGCACAAGCACCCCAACAUCAGAGUGGAGGGCACACGUGGAGAGGCAAAGUUCCAGAUCCCGUCGGCGGUGGGCACAGACAGCGCCUGGUACACGGCCACGGCCAUAAACAAAGCCGGGCGCGACACCACCCGCUGCCGAGUGAACGUGGAGGUGGAGCAGGCCGAACCGGCGCCAGAACGCAAACUCAUCAUCCCCAAAGGGACGUACCGCGCCAAAGACAUUGCUCCGCCGGAGGUGGAGCCUCUGCACCUGCGCUACGGCCAGGACCAAUGGGAGGAGGGCGACCUGUACGACAAAGAGACCCAACAGAAACCGCAGUUUAAGAAGAAGCUCACGUCCGUGCGCAUGAAGAAGUUUGGCCCCGCCCACUUCGAGUGCCGCCUCACGCCCAUCGGAGACCCCAACAUGGCGGUCGAAUGGCUGCACGACGGGAAACCGCUCGCCGCCGCCAACCGCCUACGAAUGAUCAACGAGUUUGGAUACUGCAGCCUGGACUAUGAUGUGGCAUAUGCCCGGGACAGCGGUGUCAUCACCUGCAGAGCCACAAACAAGUUUGGAGUGGACCAAACGUCUGCCACCCUCAUCGUGAAGGACGAGAAGGGGCUGGUGGAGGAGUCGCAGCUGCCCGACGGGCGAAAGGUGGCGCGCAUGGAGGAGAUGGAGAAACUGGCACACGAGGGCGGUCCGUACGGCGUCACCGCGGAGGAGCCCACCGAGAAAGCUCACCCUGAAAUCGUCCUGGUACCAGAGUCCGUGCAGGUCCUGGAGGGAGACACGGCCCGCUUCAGGUGUCGUGUGACCGGGUUCCCGGCGCCGAAGGUGGACUGGUACCUGAACAGGCAGCUGAUCCGGAAAAGCAAACGAUACCGACUCAGAUACGACGGAAUUUAUUAUUUAGAGAUCACAGACGUGAAGUCGUACGACGCCGGAGAAGUGAAGGUGGUGGCGGACAAUAACGUAGGUUGUGUGGAGCACCUGGUGAAGCUGGAGAUCCUUCAAAAGGAGGACUUCAGAGGGCACCUGAAACGCGCCGAGGGCAAAGCCGAGGCAGCGCCCACGGAGCCCGGCCGUGUGCCCUUUGAAGUGGUGAAGGCCGAGGCGCCGGGCGAGGACUGGCAGCUCAAGGAGGUGGUAACGCUGAAGAAAGCACAAAGAAUCGUUCACGAGAAGGAGACCGAGGAGACUGAGGAACUGAGGAGCAAGUUCAAGCGCAGGACUGAAGAAGGGUACUACGAGUCCAUCACCGCCGUGGAACUGAAGAGCCGAAAGAGAGACGAGAGCUACGAGGACCUGCUGAAGAAGACCAAGGAGGAGCUCAUGCACCGCAAGAACGAAAAGGAAGAGGCUGAGAAGAAGAAGGAGGAGGAGCGUCGUAAGAUCACGGCCAAAGCCCUCAAACCGGAGCGUGUGAAGCUGUCGGCGAGCAUGGAGGCGCCAAAGAUCCUGGAGCGCAUCACGAGCCAGACCGUGGCCCAGGGUCAGGAGGUCCGAUUCCGCGUCCGCGUGGUCGGGCGCCCGGACCCGGAGUGCCAGUGGUUCAAAAACGGCGUCCAGCUGGAGAAGACAAACCGGGUGAGCUGGUACUGGCCCGAAGAUCACGUCUGCGAGCUGGUCAUCAAAGACGUGAGGGCCGAAGACUCCGCCUCCAUCAUGGUCAAAGCGAUGAGCAAGGCCGGCGAGACGUCCAGCCACGCCUUCCUCCUCGUGCAAGCCAAACAGGUGAUCUCGUUCACGCAGCAGCUGACGGACGUGAACGCCAAAGAGAAGGACACGAUGGCGACGUUUGAGUGUGAGACCAACGAGCCGUUUGUGAAGGUCAAGUGGCUCAAAGGAGAAGAGCAGAUCUUCUCCGGAGACAAAUACCGGAUGCACUCGGACAGAAAAGUCCACUUCCUGUCUGUCCUCACCAUCGCCAUGAAGGACGAGGACGACUACUCCUGCGUCCUGCUCGAGGACGACAGCAUCCGCACGACCGCCAGGCUCCACGUGGAGGGAGAACCUCUGGAGCUGCUGAAGCGUCUGGAGUCCACUGAGGUUCCUGAGAGCUACAGCGCCGAGUUUGAGUGUGUGGUUUCACGCGAAGACGCAGAGGGGACAUGGUUCUUCGGCGAAAAACCCCUGACGCCCAGCGUGAAGUACGUGAUGACGUCCAGGAGGGGGCGCCACUCGCUCUCGGUCAAAGACGUCAAGAAGGAAGACCAAGGAAAAUACACAUUUAAAGUGGGCGAGUUCAGCACCAGCGCCUCGCUCAAGAUGAAACUGCGUCCGGUGACCCUGAUGGGUCCACUCUGUGACCUCACGGUGUGCGAGGGCGACAUCGCUCAGAUGGAAGUUCGAUUUUCCCAGGAGAACGUGGAGGGGGUGUGGCUAAAGAACGGACAGCCAAUCACAGCGUCCGACCGAGUGCACAUGGUCGUCGACAAAACGACGCACAAACUUCUGAUUGAAGACACGACAAAGAGCGACCACGCCACAUACGGCUUCAACGUCCCGUCGCACGACAUCACCAGCAGCGCCAAACUCAACGUACAGACCAUCGGGAUCCUCAGUCCUCUGAAGGACACGUCGGUGGUCGAGGGCACUAAGUGCGUUCUGGAGGCCAAGAUCUCGGCUCAGGACGUCAGUUCGGUGAAAUGGUUCCACGGAGAAGUCCAGAUCUCAGGGUCAGACCGGAUCCAAACUGUGGCCAAAGGAGCCAAGCAGAGACUGGUUCUGAACCGGACCCAUGAGUCGGACCAGGGACGGUACCGGCUCCAGGUGGGAAGAGUGGAGACCGCCUGCAACCUGACCGUGCAACCGGUCAAGAUCGUGGUUCCGAUGAAGAACCGUGAGUGUUCCGAGUCUGAGAACGUGGUGUUUGAGGUGGAAGUGUCUCACGCCGGAAUCGACCCGUUCUGGACGUUUAAGGGAACGCCGCUCAAAUCCGGCGCCAAAUACAAAAUGGAGUCCAAGAAGAAAGUGCACACGCUGACGGUGAUGAACGCCAUGAAGGACGAAGAGGGCGAGUACGGCUUCGCCGCCGGCGAAAAGACCUGCGCCGCCAUCCUCACCGUCACAGGUGGUGCCAUAAAGAAGCCCCUCAGGGACCUGGUGGUGGCGGACUCGCAGACGGCUGUGUUGGAAUGUGAAGUGGCGAACCCUUCGUCCCAGGGCCAGUGGCUGAAGGACGGGACGCCCGUCGACUUCAGUGAAAAUGUCCAGAGCCAAACUGACGGCGCUGUUCGCCGACUCGUCAUCAGCAUCACCAAGGCAACCGACAUCGGCGAGUACACUUACCAGGUCGCCACGUCCAAGACGAGUGCCACACUGCGGGUCGAGGCGGUGAAGGUGAAGAAGACUCUGCGUAAUUUGACCGUGGUCCAGACUCAGGAGGCGGUCUUCAGUUUGGAGCUGACUCACGAAGAUGUCCGAGGAGCUCAGUGGAUCAAAAAUGGUGUCGAGCUUGUUCCCGGCGACAAAUAUGCUAUCACGGUGGAGGGUGCCGUCCACACGCUCGCCAUCCGCAACUGCACCGCCAACGACGAGUCCGUGUACUCCUUCAAACUCGGCAAACUGUCGGCCAAUGCCAGGCUCAAUGUGGAGACCAUAAAGAUCCUGAAGAAACCCAAAGACGUGACUUCGCUGCUCGGCGCCGCCGCAGUCUUCGAGGUCGGUCUGUCUGAGGACGACAUUCCCGUCAAAUGGAUGUUCAAAAACAAAGAGCUGGAAUCCGGAGACUCGUACCGGAUCACGUCAGACAAGAAGAACCACAAACUCAUUGUCCAGGAUGUGGACCGCAGCAAAGAAGGAGAAUACACGGCGAUAGUGGGACAUCUGCGCGCCAGCGCCACCCUCACUGUGGAGGCCCUGCGUGUGACCAAGCCUCCUCGCCCGGUGGAGAUCUUUGAGACUCAGCCGGCGACGCUGGAGGUGGAGGUAUCGCACCUGAAUGUGCCGUCGCUAUGGAAACGAAACGGCACUGAGCUGGAGACCAGUGAGAAGUUCAGGAUCAGCAGCUCCGGAAAGUCCCACACUCUGAGGAUCAUGAACACCUCACGAGAAGAUCAGGGAGACUACAGCUUCAUCUGUGGCAGUGACAGCGUCAGCGCCAAGGUCACCGUCAAACCGGUGGAGAUCACUCAGCCCCUGUCGGACAUUAACGCUCAGGCCAAAGACACGGUGACAUUUGAGGCGAUGGUGAACGUGGAGAACAUCUCGUACAGGUGGUUGAAGAACGGUGUGGAGAUCCGCUCCACCGACCGAUGCCAAGCGCGCUGCAAACAGCUGAACCACACCCUGAGUCUGAGAAACGUGCACUUUGGAGACAACGCUGAAUACAGUUUCUGCGCCGGGUCGGCCAAGACCAGCGCCAAGCUGUUCGUGGAGGCUCGUGUGGUGGAGUUCACGAAGCAGCUGAAGGACCUGAAGAUCACAGAGAAGAAACGUGCCACAUUUGAGUGUGAAGUGAACGAACCCAACAUCCAGGUCAUGUGGAUGAAGGACGGACAGGAACUGGAGAUGUCCGACAGGUAUAAGAUGAGCUCGGAUAAGUUUGUGCACAGACUGGUCCUUCCGUCUGUGCGUCUGUCAGACGUUGGCGAGUACACGGCGGUGGCGGGCGCCAGUAUGAGCGCGGCUCGCCUCACCGUGGAGGGACGCGACGUCAGGAUCAACGAGCCCGCCACGCAUGACGUCAUCGUGGUGGAGAAGCAGAGGGCGAACUUUGAGCUGGAGGUGAGUGAGGAGGAGGUGGAGGGACGCUGGGCGAGAAACGGGGUCCAGAUCAACUUUGCGUCUGAGGAACGUCUGAGCUACGUGACCAUCCGAAAGCUCCACCGCCUCACCAUCUCCGAGACGUACCGCAGCGACGCCGGAACCUACACCUUCUACGCCGGGAAGAACAGCCGCGAGCUCCGCCUCACCGUCAGGCUCCCGGAGCCUCCAGAGAUCGUGAGGCACAUGUCGCCCAUGGACGUGACGGCGGGGAAGCCCAUUCGCUUCUCGGUGCAGGUGGGCGGUCUGCCGGCGCCGCAGGUCACAUGGUACAGAGAAGGCUCCUCAUUGGAGGCCUCAAACAAAAUCAAGUUCAUGCACGACGCCAACGAACACACGCUGCUGCUCCUGGAAGUGGCGCCAGAGGACUCCGGGACGUACAGCGCCGAAGCUCGCAACGACUACGGCGAAGCGACGAGCUCCGCUACACUCAACGUCACAGUCCCGGUCCACGCCGAAGUCGCCCGUGUGACUCCGCCCUCUCUGCUGGUUCCUCUCAGAGACGUUCUCGUGGCUGAAGGACGCACCGCCAACUUCCAGUGCGCCGUCUUUGGAGAUGACUUGUCGGUGUCGUGGUUCUUAAACUCUCGUGAGCUGCAGGAGUCGGUGGACGUGCACAUGUCUCGCUCAGGUGAGACGUUCUACCUGAACGUGUCCAAAGUGCAGCUCGAUCACGAAGGCGAAGUCUCCUGCGUCGUGUCCAACGCCGCCGGAGUCGUGAACUCGGCCGCCACGCUCCACAUCGACGGUGAGAACUUCCCGCCGUUGUCUUCUGAGGUCUCUCACUUUGAGCUCAGUCAAACCUCUGGAUCGUUCGAGGCGUCUCAGUCUCAGAGCUGCACUUCGGUCUCUGUGGAGCACGUGGAGCAGAACCUCUUCUCCUCCUCGAUCUCUUCCUCGAUCUCCUCCUCGGUCUCCUCCUCCGUCCUCCACAGCUCUUGUCUGGAGACCUUUAGCUCGGAGCAGAUCUUUGGAGCGGCUCCUCGUCUGGUGGAGGACAUGGAGGACGUGUGUGUCUCCGCGGGGGAGGAAGCCCGCUUUCAGUGCUCCUUCGUGGGCUUCAGCGCCGUGGAGUGGGCCCAUAAUGGCGCCGGACUGGUCCCGGACUCAGACCGGGUCCGGACCUUCGGCUCCGGUCCCGGCGUCGGUCUGGUGAUCGCGGCGGUGAGGCCGGACGAUCAGGGCGUGUACCGGUGCACGGCGGCGAACGCUCACGGCAGCAGCUCCGCGUCGGCUCGUCUCACGCUCCAAGUGCUGCCCCCUGCUGCACAACCAUCUAACCCCCCCACCCCAGUGUGCCCCGUGUGCCCCCUGCUGUUCACCCUCUGUACCCCCGUCCUGUCUGGGUGUCUCUGCCCCGUGUGCCCCGUGUGCCCCAUGUGCCCCCUGCUGUUAACCCUCUAUUUGCGACCAACCCUCUCUUCAGAAACCCCCAUUUCUGCCGAUUCUGUCCCCCAAACUGUCCCCAAACUCUCCGCACUGCACGGGGCUCUGCGGGAAUCUAACCCACAACCAACUGAGCCCAAACCAGACCCGGACCACGUCUCCGUCCUGGAGGAGACCCUGCAGAGGUGGCUCUUCUUCCCCGAUUCGGAGCCUCCGCGUUGGGCAGACUUUGUGGUGAAAGUGCCCCCGGAGCUGCUGCGGCGCUCGGGGGCAAAGCGGGCGUCUGCCGCAUUAAUGCUCUGGUUUUACAAUCGGAUCAACACGGACGACUUUUACGCCAACGGUCUGGGGCCUAAAGCAGGAGCAGAGAAAAGCAUGGCAGACUUCACCAAACCAGCGCCAAACCAGAGGAGACGCGACGGCACCGAGGGCACCGAGGGCACCGAGGGCACCGAGGGCACCGAGGGCACCGAGGGCACCGAGGGCACCGAGGUCACCGAGGUGACUGAAGUGGAGGGAAAACCGUUGGCCCAGGUGCCCGAGGCUAAAGUGAUCGACCCCAAAGACAAACCCGACCCUCGGCCCAAACGCGUCCCCUCGUCUCUGGAGCGAAAGAGAGAGCGACCGUCCUUCCUCGCCGAACUGUCCCGUAGCGUCUCGGCGAUCUCUGGCGAAUCGUUCAGGUUCAGCGUCCGCGCCGCCGGAUUCCCCAAACCCACCGUGACCUGGUUUCACGAGGGAAGCAACAUCAGCUCCUCGUCGCUGUACGAAUUCACUCACGAGAAAGAGGAGUUCUGCCUCGUGAUCCGUGAGGUCCGCGAGGAGCACGGCGGCGAGUACAUGUGCACGCUUAGCAACAGGUUCGGACAGGCCACGUGUAAGUCCUAUUUAAACGUGGAGGUGAGAGAGACGGGUAAACCGCCGCUAUUCACCAAAACCAUUCAGAACGUGCAGGUUUCCGAAGGAGCCGAGGCCGUGUUUGGUUUUGUCGUCAUGGGAACGCCGCUUCCCGAAGUCACAUGGUUCAGAGGAACAGCUCAGCUUCACCCGAGUGCGCUCUGUGUGAUGGUGGCAAACGCGGACGGCAGCGGGUUUUUGACCGUUAAAACCGUGAAAGCCGAAGACGGCGGUAUUUACGUGUGCAAGGCCGUUAACCCGUUUGGUGAAGCGUCGUGCAGCGGCGAGCUCCUGGUUCUGGCAAAGAGGAGUUCUGCGCUGAAGAUUUCACUGACAGGACAAAGCGAAACGCGAACGAACCGCGAGCGUUCGGACCAAAUGAUCUACACCAUCAGCACAGACGACCGCCAGAUCAUACAAAGCGAAGAGGUGCAGGCGCUAACUGGCGUGGACGUGUUGGCGGCGACGCUGCACAAAGAAACGCUAACGCAACAAGCUGCGGUGCUACAGUCUCACGCGAUUCAGGAACGUGUGUCGCCAGUGCCGCCCAAACAUCCAGAAUCCUCCAUCGCGACUCAGGGAAAACAGCUGCGGGUGUCGACGUUCGUGUCCUCCAUCGAAGAACAGCAGAAGAUUCUGGAGCAGCAUUCGGAGAGGAUCCUGAGUCCAGAGAUCUCUGAGGUUCGACUCCUGAAAGAGGAGAGAUCUAAACUGAUGUCCGCUUCAUCUGAGGAGGUGGUCCCUCUGAGCAGCGUGAAGGCCGAGCUGCUCAAAGACGUCGCUCCAGAAAAAACAAACACCUCCACGGAAACGCGCCACAUCCUGAGCUCGGCGCAGGUCACGUCCGCUUUACCGAUUCAAGACGAGGCGCUGGGGAAGGUGCAUCGUCCCCUGGAGGAAACCAGCUUCAGAGUCACAGAGGGGCUAAAGAUUUUGUAUUCAGCUCAAACUUCAGAACAGAUGCUGCUAACGGAAAGUCACGCCGAGACGAUUCGAGAAGCAGAUAAACCCAUGAAGCCUCAGAUUCAAAAAGAGGCGCUUAAAACGACAGUGGCCCCGGUGAGUCAAACCCGGACUGAGCUUCACAAAGAGGAAGUGUUUGACAUGUUCAGACCAGAGCAGGAGAAAGCCGCUCAUGUGAAGGACUUAGAUCUCAAAUCUGCCGCGAAUGUGGAGGAGAGGCGUGAGAUUCAGGCCGAACAGCAGGGGGCAGUGCAGAGUCUGGAGACAGGCGUGAGUGUGCAGGUCCAGAAGGAGGAGGAGAGGGUGCUAAAGCUGCAGGUUAGCUCCAAACACGACGUCUACGAAGCCGAGGGGAGGUUUAGUGCUGAAAAACCUCAUCUGGAGCAAGCCGAGGCCAGGAAAAGUCCAGUGAUUUUACAAGCGGUGACACAAGACGAACAGCGGACUUUAGUGUGCGAGAAAUCAGACGAGAUCGGCGAAAAACCGAAUGUGGAAUCGGCUCUCGUCAUGAAAGAGUCGCGGCAAAAGAAACACGUGCAGUGUGUCCAUUCUCCGACCGUUUUACCGAAAGAAGACAUAAUAAAAGAGGCAAAAACUGAAGCAUUUACUGCAAAUUCUAAAGUAGAACGGGCUCGGAAAAAUGCAGCAAUUUCCGAAGAAUGGCGAGAGCUAACGGCGGAGCGCGACGAAGAGCUGAAAGUCUCAGUUUCAGGCGUUAGACCCGAGAUUCGUAAAGAAGCGAAACCGGUAAAUGUGCUUCCUGUGUCUGUUUCUGCGACGCAAUUGUCCAAAGAAUCUCCAUUCGUUAGCGACGUGAAGCAGCAGCGGGCAUUAGUGCAAAAAGAGGAAUUCUGGAACAUUCUACAGCCGCUGAAUGUGACGGAGACCCGCGCUUUAGAGGAGGGGCAUACGGAUGACAUCACGGCAGAGGCAGAGUUUAAACCUGUCGUCAAAACUGAGCCAAAAAUUCCCAAACGUCCGAUUUUUAUCGAGGAGAAAGCGGUGGCGACGGAGAGCUGCGUGGUUUUAGACGCGGCCGAGGAGGAUUAUGCGUUUCAGAUCCAAGAGGGACAGGAAGUGCGGCGGUCCGUGGUGUUGGAGGAGAGACGGGUGCUUCUGGGAGAAAGGUCUGAGGAAAUACGGAAAUCUGAGGAGCAAAACGUGAGCGCCGUCGAACAAAAGAAAGAUGUUUUAUUUGUGCAUGAAUCGCUGGACUCUGCAGCGCUGCUUAAAGAGCUGCAUUUCCACGUUCAAAUCCCCAAAACGUCAAAGGGAAACCUGAGGCAGCAGGUCAAAGAGGCGCUACGGUCCGCCGUCGCACAGGAGCAGCGUGUCGUUCUAGCCGACGUCGUGAACGCACUGAAACCGACAGAAAUACAGGAAGUGCGCAUCAGCAAACAGCCACAGCACGCCACGUUCUCUUACCUCAUCACAACACCGGGGCACCCCAUUGAGAUCGUGCUCACCUUAGACAGCGAGUAUACGCAAAAAGCAGAACUCAAAUCCGAACUGCAGGUGGCGCUACACGCUUUGCUCUUCCACGAUCAGAAAAGUCUAACGUCCGAACAACCGCGCGGAAUCCAACCUGAAAACAAACCGCAAAAGGCAAAUAUCGCCACAGAAACAAUGAAAAAGCAGGUGCAGUCGACCGUGGUGAAGGAGCUGACGAUCGAAGAGAGCGCGGUGACGUUACGGAGCGAAAACGUGCAAAAGGCCAGGCUCAAAACCGAAACAAAGGCAUCUUUUCAAACUGCGAUAAAGCUCGAGCGCGAGGAGUUCAUCUCUGAGGCCGUCAUCAUCGGCGAAAUGUCGGAAACUGUGUCAGACUCGCCCGUUAUCGAAGACCCGUUACAGGACGUGUUCGCUGAGGAAAACGGAACAGCUGUGUUUAAAUGUACGGUCAGAAACGCCACGAAAAUGACGUGGUUUGUGAACGGCGACGAGGUGGCGCCGGGCCGAGGGCUGAGGAGCACCAGGGACGGAGACAUGUUCUGUUUGGAGAUCGGAAAAGUGUCCAAAGCGAAAGACGGAGCAAAGGUGGAGCUGCAGGCGAGGAACCAGAGAGGAACAGUCCAGACCACGGCUCGACUGACCGUGGUCCAGAGAGUGAAGCCCGUUUUCCGUCACCGCAUUUCUCCGGUGGAAAUAAACCUUGGAAACUUGGCGAAGUUUGAGUGUGAGACGGAGGACGCUCCGAACGUGACCUUCAAAUGGUUCAAAGACGGGAAGCAGCUGAAGGAGGGCGAGAGAGUCCGGAUCAUCAGCCGUGUGAGCUCCUCCUCGCUUGAGCUGCUCAGCGCCGCCAGAGACGACGCCGGCGAGUACGUGUGCCGCGCGUCCAAUCAGCACGGCUCUGACGAAUGUUCCGCCCCCCUGCACGUCACAGAGAAGUGUGCUCCGGUCUUUGUGUCUAAGCCCGACAGUCCCCAGAGUGAGUUUGUGGGCCGACAGGUGCAGUUCACCUGUGAGAUCAGAGGCUCCGCCCCUCUGUCUGUGCUGUGGUUUAAAGACGGCGAGCCCGCUCAGGCCCGCAGCUCGUUUGAGGCGGGUAAAGCGUCUCUGGCGCUGCCCCGUGUGGAGGCGGGCGAUGGGGGCGUGUACGUGUGCAGAGCCUCUAACCCUCUGGGGCAGGCAGAGUGCGAGGUGGAGCUGAGCGCCGUGGAUAAGCCGCGGUUUGUGUCGCCGUUGCCGGCAACGACAGCAGCAAUGGUGGGCGCGGCGCUGCUCCUGGAGUGCACGGUGGAUGAGGACCGAGGCGUGAGCGUGACCUGGACUAGAGACGGGCGAAAAGUGCACCAGUCUCCGGACUGUAAACUCUCCUUUGAACAGAAAAAGGUCACGCUCCAUAUUCUGAAAAGCACGUUGAAAGACUGCGGCGAAUACAUGUGCACCGCCUCCAACCAGGCGGGCAGCGCCACCUGCCGCGCCAGCGUCAAAGUACAAGAACCGCCGGUGUUUGUGAAACGCCUGGAGAGCGCCACCGUGUGGAAGCAGGGCGCCACUGCCCGCCUGCAGUGCUCCGUGAAAGGCUCCCCCGAACUGAAGGUUCUGUGGUUCUGUAACGAUUCAGAGCUCAGACCUGGAAACAGAAUCUCCACGAGCUUUAAAGAGGGCGUGGCCACUCUGGAGCUCCAGCAGGUGGCGCUGUCAGACAGCGGCACGUACAGCUGCGAGGUUCAGAACGACAGCGGCUCUGAGCUGUGCAGCACCAAAGUCACCGUCAAAGAGCCCCCCGUCUUCUCGCGGCCCCUUCGGAGCGUGGAGGCCGUGCGUGGCGCCGUGGCCCAGCUGGACUGCGCCGUCUCUGGGUCGGCUCCGUUCGAAGUGUCCUGGAGGAGGAACAAAAAGCGCCUGGAGUCAGGGCCAAAGUUCCGGAUCGUGACUCUGGGGGCGCACUCAUGCCUGGAGAUCCGCAGCUUCGAGAGCGCGGACGUGGGCGACUACGAGUGUGUGGUGUCCAACGAGGUGGGCACGGUGGCGAGCACGGGCAGCGCCAGGCAGAAAGAACCUCCCAUGUUCUCGAAGCGUUUGGAGAGCGCGACCGUGGUGAUGGGGAAUGCCGUUAAACUGCAGGGCACCGUCAAAGGCUCCGCCCCCUUCUCUGUAAAAUGGCUGAAAGACUCUGAGCUGCUCAGAGACGACGACUCGAGCGUUACCAUGACGUUUGACAACAACACGGUCGCCAUUUCAUUCUCCUGCGCCGAGUUGAAACACGGAGGGAAGUACAGCUGCGAGGUGGAGAACGAGGCCGGGCAGGCCAAGUGUGAGGCGCACCUGACGGUCCAAGAGCCGGCGCGUGUCCUGGACAAAGCCGCCUCCAUCAGCGUUACCACGGGCGACACGUGCACGCUGCAGUGCACGGUGAGCGGCAGCCCCGAGCUCCUCACCAAAUGGUUCAGAAACGGCAAAGAGCUGAGCCAGAGCCGUAAAUAUAAAUGGAGUGUGAGAGGAAACACGGCUGUGCUCAAAAUCACAAACACCGAAACCAGCGACAGCGGAGAGUACGUCCUGAAGGUCCAGAACCGGGUCGGACAGGACCAGAGCGUCUGCACCGUCACCGUCAGCGACAGAGCAGUUCCUCCCUCUUUCCCCAAAGCGCUGCAGCGCGUGGCUCAGGCCGUAGGGGGCGCCGCGGUGCUGGAGUGCCGUGUGGCCGGCUCGCAGCCUCUGACCGUUUCCUGGUUUAAAGACGGUCAGGAAAUCUUGCCACACGAGCGUUUUUCCGCCGAGUUCCACGAAAACACGGCGUCGCUCACAAUCCGAGGUCUGACCAUGAGCGACAGCGGAGAGUUCUGCUGCCGGGCCCAGAACCCGGCCGGAACCAACCAGACCUCCACACAGCUCUGCGUCACAGAGCCUCCAGUCUUCUCACUCACGCCUGCCGCUCAGAUCAGCGCCAAACCUGGCGCCGAUGUCGUUCUGCGGUCGGAGUUCUCAGGCUCCGCCCCUUUGGCGGUCAGGUGGUUCAGGGAGCAGCGUGAGGUUUUCCCUGGCGCCAAAAUCUCGAUCCGGGGAGAGGUGCUGGGCGACGGGUCCUGGUCCUGCCUGGAGCUCCACGGCGUUCGACCCGUCGACUCCGCCUCCUACACCUGCCAGGUGUCCAACGAGGGCGGGAAAACACUGUGUAGCUCCGCCCUCAGCGUGCAAGAAUCUCCUCACUUCUCUCUCAAACUUGAGCCGGAGCGUUUGGUCCGUUUGGGGCAGAGCCUCAGUCUGUCCUGUAAAGUCCAGGGCUCUGUUUCCACGGUAACCUGGUCCAGAGACGGGUCCGUGUUAGUCCCGGAUCAUAACCGGACUGAGAGUUUUGACGGGACCUUGGCGUCUCUGAGCAUAGAUCACUGCUCCGAGCAGGACAGUGGAGUGUACGAGUGUGAGGCCAGCAGUGAGGCCGGGUCAGACCGGACCAGCUGCCACGUCCAAGUCCAAGCGCCCCCUGUCUUCAUAAAGCCGUUUGAGUCGGCAGAGUUUGUGAAAGGAGCUGAGAUGGUUCUGUGUGCCGAGGUCUCAGGCUCUGAACCUUUUGAGAUGAGUUUCUAUGUGAACGAGAAGCUUCAGAGGAGCGACACACGCAGAACGCUCAAAGUGGAGGACGGUAAAGUGACGCUCCGCGUGAGCGAGUGUGACAGCGCCGACAGCGGUGCCUACAGAGUCCUCCUGACCAAUCAGGUUGGAGAAUGCAGCUGCACCAGUCAUGUGACCGUCACAGACCCCCCCGUGUUCGUGGACGUGCCCGAGGACGUGAGCUCGUCCGUGGGCUCGGACGUGAGCCUCAGGGCCUUAGCGUCUGGAUCUCUGCCUCUUUCUUUCAUUUGGACCAAAGACGGCGUCGAGCUGCGGGAGGACGGCCACUUUAAGGCCUCCGUCGAUAACAAAUGUUCUGUUCUGAACAUUAGAGACGCACAGCCGGCCCACACGGGGACCUACGUGUGUGAGGCACGGAACCGGGCCGGGUCCCACAGAGUCCAAGUCCUGGUCCAGGUCUCAGAGCGUAAAGUCCCUCCCACGUUCACGAAGCGCCCGUCGGACUCGCUGGUGGAGGGCAUUGGGCGUGAGGUGCGUCUGGAGGCUCGUGUGUCCGGGACUCCUCCUCUGACGGUGGUGUGGUCCAGAGACGGCGUCGAGGUUCAGACGUCGGACCGACUGGUGACGAGCUUCGAGAACAACGUGGCGGUGCUCGCGCUGAAAAACUCGGCGCCCAGUGACUCUGGAGUCUACAGCUGCACCGUGAAGAACCAGGCCGGCAAGACCUCCUGCAAGACCACCCUCACCAUCUCCGAGUCUGGCGCUCCUCCCGUCUUCACGUCUCCUCUCAAACCGGUGUCUGUGGCCGAGGGGGAUAAGCUCACCCUGCGCUGCUCGAUCACCGGUUCUGUUCCUCUGACGGUUCAGUGGAUGAAGGAUCGACGUGAGCUUGUGUCGUCCGGAAACACCAGGAUUACCUUCUCCAACGGCACGGCGGUGCUCGAGGUCACCGGCUGCGCCAAAACCGACGCCGGCGACUACCUGUGCAAGGCCAGCAACGCCAGCGGAGCCAACUUCUGCAAGGCCCGCGUCACCGUCAGAGACUCUGGCACCAAGGCCCCGGCUCCUGAACCCGCAGCGCCCUCUGCUGCUCCGGCGCCGGUGAAACGUCUCGACAACCUGUUCUUCAUCGAGGAACCACGGAACAUCUCCACCCCCGAGAAGGGCACAGCGACCUUCAUUGCUAAACUCGGCGGUGAUCCGAUCCCGAGCGUGAAGUGGAUGAAGGGGAAGUGGCGUCAGGUGACUCACGGCGGGCGCGUGUCCGUGGAGCAGAAGGGUCCCGAUGCCCGUCUGGAGAUCCGGGAGGUCACCCGCUCCGACGCCGGGCAGUACCGCUGCGUCGCCACCAACAAACACGGCGAGAUCGAGACCGCCGCCGAACUCAGCGUCACCAAGAGAGAGGAGAUUGGCGGAGCCGGAGACUUCAGGGCCACGCUCAAGAAGACUCCGUCGAAGCAGAAGAGCCCGAAGCGUGAGGACGUGGACAUCGUGGAGCUUCUGAGAGGACACGACCCCAAAGACUACGAGAGGAUCCUGAGAGAACACGAGAUCUACGACUACAGAGCCAUCCUGCAGGCCAUCGAGUUCCUCAAGAAGGAGAAGGCCAUGAUCAGCGGAAAACCGGAGGUGGAGCAUGGCGGCGCCGUGGAGGAGGAAGUGAUGGCGCGAUUCAUGCAGCAGAUGGAGACGAGAGCAGGAACUGAGCCGGUGAACGUGCUGGAGGACAUCCAGGACCAGGCGGUCGGCGUCGGCGCGGUCGCCAUGUUCGAGUGCCAGAUCAGCAUAAACUACCCCGAGAUCUCGCUCACGUGGUACAAAGGAACGCAGAAGCUCCAGCGCGGCGACAAAUACGACAUCGGCACCGCCGGAGACCGACACUGGCUCAAGGUCCUCAAGUGCGACGCCAACGACCAGGGAGACUACCGCGUGGUGUGUGGACCGCACAUGUCCAGCGCCCAGCUCACCGUGGGAGACGGCAGGAAGCGAGUGGAAGAGACGAUGGAGCGAAAAGAAGUCGACGCCGCCCGAGCUCCAGCUUUCGACCGGGAGAAGGAGUGGCCUGGCGAUGUCACGGUGCCCGCCGCGCCUGCCGUCUCAGUCCAACCCGAGGAGCGACUCCAGGAGGUUUACCCCGAGAAACCCGCACAAGUCCCGUCCAAAGUUGCUCCAGAAUCUUCCGGACCCGAUUUUCCAGAACAAAUUCAGAAGAUUCAAGAAACAAAAGUUGAAGUUUCCAAAGUGGAGGAGGGGAAGAAAAUGGUGGAAUCUCGCAAAGUCGUUUUGGAAGAGGAAACGACGCGGACGGUUUUGGAACCAAAACGCAAAAUUCAAGUUCAAGAAAUGAUCUUUGAGGAGGAGAAGAAGGCGAUUGGCAUCAGGAAAGCGGAAAUAUUUGAGGAGUUUGUCACAGAAACGCCAAAAAUAAUUCACGUAGAACCAAAGAGGAGCCUAGAAACAGAACGUCUAACUCAGGUUCAAACCAUUCAGAAAGAAGAGGUCAUCUCAGAGGUUAGACAGGUCCAGAGGUCUGUGGAACAAGCUGAGAUCACAGUGCAGAAGGUGACACCCAAACGAGAGCCAGAAGAACUAGAACAACCGAUGCCAGAAGAACUAGAACAACCGAUGCGAACUGUAGUUAAAGACUGUGACCUGAGACGAGAAGAGAAGAUACUGAUAAAGGAGCAGGUGAUCUCAGGAGUUAUGGAGGUGAAAGUGACACAGGAGAAACAGAUGAAAGUGGAGAAGGUUGAGACAAAGAAAGCUCCAGAAAUUCAAAAAGUAGUGACAGAAAAACCAAAAGAAAUAGAAACAUCUGCACAAAUUCAGGUUAAAGAGCUAGAGUCGAGGCAAAAACAGGUUAUUGCAGAAGUUAGAGAGGUUCACGUGACACAGGAAUCUUACGUCGAGGCAAAACCAACAGUUACAGAAAUGCCAGAGAAGGUAGAACCAAAGAAGGCUCCAGAACCGCCAAAACCUGUGCCAGAAAAACCAAAGGAAGUGCCUAAAGCUGUGCCGGAAAAACCGAAGGAAACACCAAAACCUGUGCUGGAAAAACCGAAGGAAGUGCCGAAAGUUGUGCUGGAAAAACCGAAGGAAGUGCCUAAAGCUGUGCCGGAAAAACCGAAGGAAACACCAAAACCUGUGCUGGAAAAACCGAAGGAAGUGCCGAAAGUUGUGCCGGAAAAACCAAAGGAACUCAAACCACCUCGAACCGCCGAAGAAAAACAAAGAGUGAAAGAAAAAACUGAUGAAUCUAAAACGGAGGACGAGCCAAAGCCAGUAGACGAAAUGGCCGACUUAACUGAAGAUUUGAACAGAACAUUUAAGAAGAUCAGUGUUUUAGAAGAAGCUGUUAAAACGACUCAAAAGAUUUUAGUUUCUGAGGAAAAGUCAGUUUCUCAAGAAGAAAAGGUGAAAAUGUUCAAACGCAACGAUAAACCCAAACUUUUUAGAGAAACGUCCCCAGAACUGCCCCAGACUGACAUAGACAGUAGAACAAUCGAAGUGUCCAGCAAGUCUCAAGAGUUUUUAGUCGAAACUAAAACUCCAAAACAAGAUUCCGACAUUUUAAGGGAAACUAAAGACCUGGAAGAAAGAAUUUGUCCUGAAAUUGUGCGAGAAACUGUCGUAAAAACACCAAAGAAGAAGACAGCCAAACGUGAGGAACUAGAAACAAAACAAAAAGAAACAACCAAAGACAAAAGACCUGAAGCUGGGCUGAAAAUAGAAGCGAAGAAAGUUUCAGAAAAACCUAAAAUGUCUGAGUUAAAACUGUCAAAACCGAAAACCAAAGACGUGGUUUUAGCUCAGGAGAUUUCAGAAAAGAUGAAAAAAGAACAAGAAGGAAUGUCGGCCGUGUUUGAAAAGGUCAGUCUAAAACCUGAACUGAAAGACGAAGGAGAACGAAGAGCAGAGAGACCAGAGGCAGCUUCAAGAGUAGAAACAUCUGGAGAGGUUCUGGAGGUGACCAAAGAGGAAGGAAGAAGACGAGUUCCACCUCAAACCGAAAUAUUUACUGAAGAAAGACGAAAGUUUGGUUCAUACGAAGAGGAAAGCUCUGGAAGAGAAGAUCGUUUGAAAUCUCUGGAAGUGACCCAAGGUUCAGCCGAAGAUCGAAUCAUUUCACCACAGAUGGAAUCAGAGAAGACGGCAGAAGAAGGUUCAGAUGUCACCAAAAAGAUGAAGACAACUCUGGAACCAGCUACAGUUUUAUUUGAAGAAGAAGAAGUGAUUUUAGAAAAGUGGACAGAAGGUGCAGAAGAUUCCACAAUUUUAGACGAAACUAAAAUAGAAGCAGCUCCAGAAGAUUCACCACAGACUGUUUCUGAAGGACGACGAGAAGAAGAAGAAGAAGAAAUAAUUCCACCGAAAACCAAACCGAGACGCAAAACAGAGGUUAGACAAGAAACAAAAGAACAGACUCGUCCUCAAACCACAAGGCGAAAGGUUCAAACUCAAAAAGAUGAAGAAAGAGCUCAGAGAGACGAGUUAAAACGUGACAACGAGCUGCAGCAGCUCCAGGCUCUGUCCACAGGGGGCGCUCCCUCAGUUGUGGUGGAGAGGGUCCCCCCCGAGCCUCCCGCAGCGCUUGAGCCCAAACAGCGGUUUGCACCAGCUCCUGCGGCGCCCGCCCCCACAGCACCCGCCCCCACUGUGGCGCCCGCGGUGGCGCCCACUGUGGUGCCCGCGGUGGCGCCCGCGGUGGCGCCCGCGGUGGCACCCCCGGUGGUUCACGAAGUUUCUCGUCCUGAACCCAAACGGCCGCCCACACCCACAGCGCCCCCUGUGGUUCACAAAGUUCCUGCAGAAGAAGAAAAGAAGCCUGUUUCUAAACCAGCCCCAGAAAAAGUGGCUCCUCCCGCAGCUGCCGUUCAGGUGGAAACGCCGCGGCCCGCAGCCCCGCCCCCCCCCAAAGUCCCGCCUCCUGAAGAGAAGAAGCCCGCCCCCAAACCCGCCCCUGAGAAAGUGGCGCCCCCUGCAGUGUCGCCUGUAGAAGCGCCAAAGCCCGUCCCCAAACCCGUCGUUAAACCCGUCGCCCCGGAGACGGUGGCGCCUCCUGCAGUGCCGCCUCCUGAAGAGAAGAAGCCCGUCCCCAAACCCGUCGCUAAACCCGUCGCCAAACCUGCCGCCCCGGAGAUGGUGGCGCCUCCUGCAGAAGCGCCAAAGCCCGUCCCCAAACCCGUCCCCAAACCCGCCGCCCCGGAGACGGUGGCGCCCCCUGCAGUGUCGCCUGUAGAAGCGCCAAAGCCCGUCCCCAAACCCGCCGUUAAACCCGCCGCCCCGGAGAUGGUGGCGCCUCCUGCAGUGUCGCCUGUAGAAACGCCAAAGCCCGUCCCCAAACCCGUCCCCAAACCCGCCGCCCCGGAGACGGUGGCGCCUCCUGCAGUGUCGCCUGUAGAAGCGCCAAAGCCCGUCCCCAAACCCGUCGUUAAACCCGCCGCCCCGGAGACGGUGGCGCCUCCUGCAGUCCCGCCUCCUGAAGAGAAGAAGCCCGUCCCCAAACCCGUCCCCAAACCCGUCGUCAAACCCGUCCCUGAGAGAGCGGCGCCUCCCGCAGUCCCGCCUCCUGAAGAGAAGAAGCCCGCCCCCAAACCCGCCCCUCAGAGAGUGGCGCCCCCUGCAGGUAGAGAUCAUGUUUCUGUACUCACCUCUCAUUGGUCAGAGUCUGUACGGCUCGCUCUCAUUGGUCAGAGUCUGUACGGCUCGCUCUCAUUGGUCAGAGUCUGUACGGCUCGCUCUCAUUGGUCAGAGUCUGUACGGCUCGCUCUCAUUGGUCAGAGUCUCACGGCUCGCUCUCAUUGGUCAGAGUCUGUACGGCUCGCUCUCAUUGGUCAGAGUCUGUACGGCUCGCUCUCAUUGGUCAGAGUCUGUACGGCUCGCUCUCAUUGGUCAGAGUCUGUACGGCUCGCUCUCAUUGGUCAGAGUCUCAUGGCUCGCUCUCAUUGGUCAGAGUCUGUACGGCUCGCUCUCAUUGGUCAGAGUCUGUACGGCUCGCUCUCAUUGGUCAGAGUCUGUACGGCUCGCUCUCAUUGGUCAGAGUCUCACGGCUCGCUCUCAUUGGUCAGAGUCUCACGGCUCGCUCUCAUUGUGGCUCCUGUAGAAGAGAAGAAGCCCGAGCCUAAACCCGCCCCAGAGAGAGUGGCGCCUCCUGCAGUGGCUCCUGUAGAAGAGAAGAAGCCCGAGCCUAAACCCGCCCCAGAGAGAGUGGCGCCUCCUGCAGAGUCUCUGUGGCUCGCUCUCAUUGGUCAGAGUCUCUGUGGCUCGCUCUCAUUGGUCAGAGUCUCUGUGGCUCGCUCUCAUUGGUCAGAGUCUCUGUGGCUCGCUCUCAUUGUUCCCACAGUGGAAGAGAAGAAGCCCGAGCCUAAACCCGCUCCUCCGAAAGUGGCGCCCCCUGCAGUGGCUCCUGUAGAAGAGAAGAAGCCGGAGCCUAAACCUGCCCCGGUGGCGCCUCCUGCAGCUCCUCGUGUUGAAGAAAAACGCCCGUCUCCUCCCCCUGCCCCUCGCAAAGUUUCGCCCGUUGAAGACCAGAGGGCCGCUCGCCAACCGUCUCCGCCCAAACCUGCCGCUCCGUUUGAGGAGGUCCAAGCUCCAGUGGAGGCCAAACCGACCAAAGGAGCCGUGUCUCCAGAGGCCGCUCCUCCUGAAGACAAAGGGCCCGUCUCUGCCCCUGGACCCACUAAAGUUCCACCUUUAGAACCAAAAGCUCCACUUCGGCCUGAGCCUGAGCAGAGCAAAGACACAGGUAAAAUCAAACCAGAAAAACUGGACAAACGGCCAGAAACAAAAGAGAGAGCCAAGAAAAGAGAGGAGGAGACGAAGGAGGAGGUGAAACGAGAAGACCACAAACCAGAGGAGAAACCAAAAACUCCAAAGACCACAGAAACAGCAGGAGAGGUGGAAAGAAAGAAGGUUUCAAAACUGCCAAAAGCGGAGGAGAUAAAGGAGGAGAUUAAACUUAAACCAACACCGAGAUCUCCUAAACCUGCCGAACCAGAGAUGGAGAAAGUGAUGCUGAAAAAGGUGCCGACGAAACCGAAAGAACUGGAGAAAGAGGUGAUCACCCACAAAAGUAAAGUGACGAGAGUCUACGACGAACAACUGACGGUUAAAAAACUCCACGAGAGAGAGGACAGAGAGAUCCUGAGCAUCGGGCGAAUGGAGCGCGAGUUUACAGCAGAAGAACACACGGAGGUUCUAGAGCAGGCCGAGGAGGUGCAGAGGGAAGUGAGGCACGAGGAGGCGCCGGCACGAAAACAAGAAAAAAUAACUCACAAAGAGACUGAAACAAAAACUGAAGAAGUGCAGAAAAAGAGGAUCUCAAAAUUACCGAAAGAGGAGGAGAAAACAGAGGAGGUGAAACUCAAACCGGUGCAAAAAUCUCCCAAAACGCAGGAAGAAAAACCUGAAAUCAUCGAGAAGCCGAAGGUUCUUAAGCCACAGAAAGACGCUAUGAAGAGAGAAAUGUCACCGAAAGUCGAGAUCGAAAAAGUGACACUUAAAAAAAUCCCGUCAAAACCAAAAGAACCAAAGAAGGAGGUGGAAACAGUGACGGCUGAAAUCACAAAAGUCACAGACACGGAAAUGUUCGUGCAUCAGCUCCGAGAGAGAGAGGACAGAGAGAUCCUGGGCAUCGGGCGAAUGGAGCGCGUGUUUACAGCAGAAGAACACACGGUGGCGCUAGAGCAGGCCGAGGAGGCGCAGAGGCAGGCGAGGGACGAGGAGGCGCCGCAGAAAGAACCGUGGAAACGAGCGGAGAAAAGUCCAAAAGAAAAGACAGAGACGCCAGAGGGAAAAAUCGAGAAGAAGAAGAUUUCAAAACUGCCCCAAGACGAGGAGAAGACGGAGGAGGUGAAACUCAAACCGGUGCAAAGAUCUCCCAAACCCGCCGAGCCAGAGAUGGAGAAAGUGACGCUGAAAAAGGUUCCAACGAAACCGAAGGAACCAGAGAAAGAGGUGGUCAGCCACAAGAGCGAAGUGACGAGAGUCUACGACGAAGAACUGACGGUUAAAAAACUCCACGAGAGAGAGGACAGAGAGAUCCUGACCGUGGAGAGGAGGAUCAGGGAGGAGAGAGCGAAAGAGGAGACGAUCCGAGUGCAGGAGGAGGAGAAAACCGAACCGGAGACCAAAGAGGAGGAGCGAGGAAGAUGGGAGAGGACGCCAAAAACCGAGAAGGAGCCAGAACCAGAGCCGGAUUUAACCAAACGCAAAAUCAAACUGUUACCGAAGAAACCAGAGGAGCAGGAGGUGGUGACGUUGAAACCGUUUGAGAAACAGAAACAGGAGAAAGAGAAGGAGAGAGCGAGGGAGGAGGGAGGAGAGGCGGUCGUGACGGAGGAGAAGAAAGAGAGGGAGAGGGUGGAGAGAGAGAGGGACACACAGGAGAGGGUUCGUUUGCCUAAACCAGAGGAGAUGAAGACGAAGGAGCCAAAACCAAGUCCGAAAGAAACAGAGUUGAAAAAGACACCAGAACCUAAACCAGAGCAGGAGAAGGUUGAGAAGAUCCCUAAACCCAAGGCAGAAGAACCGACCAAAACUAAACCAGAGGAGAAGACAGCUCCUCCAAAAGUCCCUAAACCAGAAUCUAAACUCAAGUCACAGAAAGAAGAACCGCCCGAGACUAAACCGGUUCAGCUGAAGAAGACGCCGGUGCAAAAACGAUCUCCUAAAGAAAAAGAAGAGAUUAAACCAGUGGAGCUGAGGAAGACUCCAGAGAAGAAAGCGUCUCCCGCAGAGUCUGAAAAAGUCCCUAAACUACAACCCAGAGCAGAACCUAAACCAGAACCUAAACCAGAACCUAAACCAAAACUCAGAACAUCUCCAAAGAAAGAAGAACCAUCUGAGGCGAAACCGGUGGAGCAGAAGAAAUCUCCACCCAAACCUGGCGACGAGAGCAGGCUUCCUCUGGUGAAGGAGGUGUCGCCGAGGAGCAUCCAGGUGGAGAAGGUCCCCACCCAACCAGAGGAGGAGGUGUCUGAAGAGCAGGCCCAGGAACCAGACCAAGACCAGGACGAGGUCUGGGCCUGGGAGAUGGUACCAGAUCAGGACUGGACCGAGACCGACGGAGCCAGAGAGGUCCCGGGGCCGACGGGAGCGAAACGAGAUGGUAAACCGGCAGAGGAGCCCCUCAAAGGACGCGGCCGAGGAUUUGGUGCCCGGCAGACCCCGUCCCCUGGAGACCGAGGUCGGGGACUCAGACCUGGAGGUAAAGGUCCUUCUCCUCCAGAGGAACCUUUUGGAGGAUUCAAACUCAAGGCUGUGCCCCUCAAAUUCACCAAGAAGAUCCAAGACAUCGUGCUCACGGAGGCCGAGUCCAUCGGUUCCUCGGCGGUGUUCGAGUGUGAGAUUUCUCCUUCCACCGCCGUCACGUCCUGGAUGAAGGACGGAGGAAACAUCAGAGAAGGUCCCAAACACAAGUUCUACUCAGACGGGAAAGACCGAAAGCUCCACAUCAUCGACGUGCAGCUGUCGGACACCGGAGAGUACACCUGCGUCGCCCGGAACGCCGGGAAAGAGGUCACCUGCACCGCCAAGCUCAUCGUAGAAGAGCUGCCGGUGAAGUGGCUGAAGGAGCUGGAGCCCGAGACGUCGUGCAUGAAGGGGCAGCCCAUGUACUUGACGUGCGAGCUGAACAAAGAACGUGACGUCGUGUGGAAACGAAACGGUGCCGCCAUCAAGAAGAAGGCGGGAAAGAUCGCCAUCAACGUGAUCGGCAUGCAGCACGCCAUCACCAUCCAGAACGCCACGGACGAGGAGGCGGGGCUCUACACCUGCGCCGUCGAAGGGCAGGAGGACGUGGUCACCUCCACCAACGUCAAGGUCAUCGAGAUCAUUAAGGACUGGUUGGUGAAGCCCCUGAGGGACCAGCACGUGAAGCCAAAGGCCAGCGCCACGUUCAAGGGCGAGCUCUUCAAGGACACGCCCAACUGGAAGUGGCUGAAGGGCGACACGGAGCUGCAGCCCUCGGACAAAGUCCAGAUCCAGAAGGACGGACCCAACGUCUCCCUGACCAUCAACAACUGCCAACCUGGAGAUGUUUCCGACUACACGCUGGAGGUGGAGGACAGAAGAUACAGCGCCAAGCUCACCCUGGGAGAGCGUGAGGCGGAGAUCCUGAAGCCCCUGGAGAACGUGGAGGUGAUGGAGAAGGAGGAGGCCAAGUUUAACACAGAGAUCUCAGAGGAGGACGUGGCUGGAGAAUGGAAGCUGAGAGGACAGGUGCUGACGCGGUCCCCGACCGUGGACAUCAAGAUGGAGGGAAAGAAGAGGUUCCUGACCCUGAAGAACGUUCAGCUGGAUCAGGCCGGAGAAGUGUCCUACCAGGCCUUGAACGCCAACACCUCGGCCAUGCUCACCGUCAGAGAGGUGGAGCUGGCGUUCGUGGAGCGGCUGAAGGACGUGGCGGUGCCGGAGAACAAACAGGCUCAGUUCCAGUGCUCGGUGACGAAGGAGGUGCCGAAGGUUCUGUGGUUCAGAGGAGACGACGUCAUCACGCAGAGCCCCAAACACGAGAUCAUCGCCAACGGCAACAGGCACCUCCUCGUCAUCAACAACUGUCAGUUUGAGGAUGAGGCGCAGUACACGGUCGAGGUGCAGGGGCUGAAGAGCACCGCCGAGCUCAAGGUGGAAGGCGUUCGUCUGGGCUUCACUCGUCCGCUCCUCGACCUGACGAUGAAGGAGGGGGAGUCGGCCAUGUUUGAGCUGGAGCUGAGUCUCGAGGACGUGCCGGUUGUCUGGUACCGCAACGAGGUCAAAGUUCACGUGAGCCGCACGGUGGUGACGCGCUCGGAGGGACGGCGCCACACGCUCGAGCUGCGCAGCCUCAGCAUGGACGACACGUGCCAGAUCAAGGCCGAGGCGAGGGGCGUCAGCUGCGCCGCCCGCCUCAACGUCAUAGAGGGAGACGCCGUCUUCAUCACGAAGCUGUCGGACUUCACGGCGGUGGAGAAGGACGAGGUGGAGCUUAACUGUGAGUUGAGUAAGGACGUGCCGGUGGUCUGGUACCGGGACCAGGUGGAGCUGACCCAGUCCAAGACUCUGGUCCUGAAGAGCGAAGGAACCCGAAGAACCCUGGUCCUCAAGAAGGUGGAGAUACCAGACCAAGGACAGUACUGCUGCGACUGUGGAACAGACCAGACCAGAGCCAAGCUCAGCGUGGAAGCUCGGGACAUUAAGGUGGUGCGUCCGAUUUACGGGGUGGAGCUGUUCGAUGGAGAAACCGCUCGAUUCGAGGUCGAGAUCUCGGCCGAUGACGUUCACGGGCAAUGGAAGCUCAACGGAGAAAUCCUCAACCCGUCCUCUGACGUGGACAUCAUCGAGGAGGGACCCAAACACACUCUGAUCCUGUACAACUGCAGAGUGCCCAUGACCGGAGAGGUGUCCUUCAGCGCCGCCAACGCCAAGUGUGCCGCCAACCUCAAGGUCAAAGAGCUUCCUCUGAACUUCCUCACCCCGCUGAGCGAUGUGCAGGUGUACGAGAAGGACGAGGCGCGUUUUGAGGUGGAAGUUUCUCGCAUUCCGAAGACGUUCCGUUGGCUGAAGGGUUCCGCGGAAGUCCAGAGCGACGAGAAGUUUGAGUGUUUGCAGGAGGGGAACCUGUACGUGCUGAGAGUGAAGUCCGCAGCGUACGAAGACGAGGCCAAGUACAUGUUUGAGGCGGAGGACAAGAGGACGUCCGGCAAACUCAUCAUUCAGGGUAUCCGUCUGGAGUUUGUGAAGCCGAUCAAAGACGUGACAGUGAAGGAGCGUGAGACGGCAGAGUUUUCGGUGGAGUUGUCUCACGAGAAGAUCCCGGUGGUUUGGUACAAAAAUGACGUGCGUCUUCACCCGUCGAAGGUGGUGCACAUGUCGGACCAGGGCCGCGCCCACACGCUGUCCAUCAAAGAGGCGACCAUCGACGACACGUCCAUGAUCCGCGUCGAGGCCAUGGACAAGAGCCUCACCGCCAUGCUCACCGUCAUAGAGGGAGACCUGUACUUCACGAUGAAGCUGCAGAACUACACGGCGGUGGAGCGGGACGAGGUGCGUCUCGUGUGUGAGCUCAGCAAAGCCGCCGCCGACGUCAAAUGGUUCAAGGACGGAAAAGAGCUGACGCCGUCGAAGAACAUCGCCAUGACGACGGACGGCAAGAAACGUAUCCUGACGGUGCGCAAGGCCGAGAAGGCGAACAUCGGAGCGUACACGUGCGACUGCGGCUCCGACAAGACCACCGCCAACCUCAACAUCGAAGAGCGGGACAUUAAGGUGGUGCGUCCGCUCUACAGUGUGGAAGUGACAGAGACAGAAACAGCCAAGUUUGAGACGGACAUUUCGGAGGAGGACGUCCACGGGAACUGGAAACUGAAGGGAGAGCCUCUGCACCAAUCAGCCGACGUGGAGAUUAAGGAGGAGGGGAAGCGUCACAUGUUGAUCCUCUACAACGUGAAGCUGGACAUGGCCGGAGCCGUGGACUUCGCCGCCGCCAACGCCAAGUCCAACGCCCAGCUCAGGGUCAAAGCUCGCUCCAUCUCGGUGAUGCGCCCCCUGAAGGACGUGGAGGUGACUGCAGGAGAGACGGCCACGUUCGAGUGUGAGCUCUCGUACGAAGGGAUCAGUGUGGAGUGGUACGUGAACGGAGCGCGCAUGGAGCCCAGUGACAGGGUGAAGACCCGGGUGGUGGGUAGAGUCCACGCGCUCACCGUGAGGGACGUGAAGCUCUCUGAGGCUGGAGAAGUGAAGCUCUGCGCCCAGGACUUCCAGACCCAGGCCCAGCUCAUCGUGAGAGAGCCGGCAGCAGAGUUCACUCAGCCUCUGGAGGAUCAGUCCGUGGAGGAGGAGGCCACUGCUGUGCUGGAGUGCCAGGUUUCCCGUGAGAACGCCGAGGUGCGCUGGUUCAGAGAAGGACAGGAGAUCAGAAAGACGAAGAAAUACGACGUUGUGAGCGAGGGGCGGCGACGGGCGCUCGUGAUCCACGGCUGCGCCCCGGACGACGCCAAACUGUACACGUGCGACGCACAACAGUUCAAGACCUCCUGCUACCUCGAGGUCCUGCCGCCUCAUGUGGAGUUCACUAAACCGCUGCACGACGUUGAAGUCAAAGAGAAAGAAUCUGCAAAGUUCGAAUGUGAAGUGUCCCGAGAGUCUGCCAAGGUGCGCUGGUUCCGGGAUGGGAAUGAGAUUCGUAAGAGUAAGAAGUACGAGAUCCUCUCGAAGGGAGUCCAGAGGAUCCUGAUCGUGCACAAGUCUGUGUUUGACGACGAGGCCGAGUACGAGUGCGACGCCAGAACCGCCAAGAGCUCCGGCAUGCUCACCGUGAUCGAGGAAGACGCCCGUUUCACGAAGAACCUGGCGAACGUGGAGGGGAUGGAGACGGACUCGGUGAAGUUGGUGUGUGAAGUGUCCAAGGCGUCGGCCGAGGUUCGCUGGUUCAAACAGGGGCAGGAGAUCCCCGAGGGCGGGCGCUACGAGCACCUGACCGACGGGCGCAAACGGGUCCUGGUCAUCCAGGACCUGCGCCUGGAUGACAGGGGCGACUACACCUGCCAACUGUCCCCCAGCGUGACCACCACCGGCAAGCUCAGCAUCAACGAGCUGGCGGCUGAGUUCAUCGCACGGCCUCAGAACGUGGAGGUGGUGGAGGGCGAGAAGGCGGAGUUUGUUUGCUCCGUUUCCAAGGAGACGUACGAAGUGAAGUGGUUCAGAGGAGAUCAGGAAGUGAGCGAAGGCGAGAAGUACGGCGUGGUGAGCGAAGGCAAACGCCGCGCGCUCAUCGUGAAGAGCUGCGACCGCAAGGACGAGGGCGGAUACACGGCGCACAUCGGCAACGUCAAGGCCUCCGCCGAACUCUACGUCAUCGAGCGCCUGCGUGUGGUCACCCCGCUGCGGGACGUGCAGGUGAAGGAGGGCGGCGAGAUCGUGUUUAACUGUGAGGUGAACUCGGACGGCGCCAAAGCCAAGUGGCUGAAACAGGACGAGACGGUUUUCGAGAGCGCCAAGUUCACGGUGAGUCAACGGGACAACGUGUUCUCCCUGAGGAUCCGCGACGCCAACAAGAACGACCAGGCUCAGUACACCGUCCUCCUGAGCAACCAGCGCGGCGAGACGGCCAAGAGCAGCGCCAACGCCACCGUCGCAGAGGAGAAACUGAAGUUCUUGGAGCCCAUUGAGGACAUCGAGACGCAGGAGAAGAAGACGAUCUCGUUCGUGUGUAAAGUGAACCGACCCGAGGCGACGGUGCGCUGGUUCAAAGCCGGGCAGGAGGUGCCUCUGAGCAAACGGGUCGUUUACCGCGUGGACGGGCUCAAACACACGCUGACCAUCAAGGACUGCGUGAUGGACGACGAGGGAGAGUACACCGCUCAAGUGGGAGACGACAGGUGCCCAGCGGAGUUGAUCAUCAGCGAGGCGCCCACCGACUUCACGGCGGCGCUCAAAGACCAAACCGUCACCGAGUUCGAAGACGCCGAGUUCAGCUGCAAAGUCAACAAAGAGAAAGCUUCAGUCAAGUGGUACAGAGCCGGACGGGAGAUCAGAGAGGGACCCAGGUAUCACAUGGAGCGUGAGGGUAAAACGUGUCGUCUGAUCGUGAAGACGUGUCGUCCGGACGAUGAGUGUGAGUACGCCUGCGGGGUGGACGAGAGGCGCUCACGAGCAAGACUCUUCGUGGAAGAAACGCCGGUGGAGAUCGUGCGGCCGCCCCAGGACCUGUUUGAACCUCCGGGCUCAGACGUGGUGUUCGAGGCGGAGCUGAACAAAGACCGGGUGGAGGUUCGCUGGAUGAGGAACAACAUGAUCAUCGUCCAGGGAGACAAGUACCAGAUGAUCAGCGAGGGAAAAGUCCACCGACUGCAGGUCUGUGAGAUCCGACCCCGAGACCAGGGAGAGUACCGCAUCGUCGCCAAAGACAAGGACGCACGCGCCAAACUCGAGCUGGCAGCUGUGCCUAAGAUAAAGACGACAGACCAGAGCCUGGUGACGGAUGCUGGGAAACCGUUCGUGAUGACAGUUCCGUACGACGCUUAUCCUCGCGCCGACGCCGAGUGGUUCUUCGGCGAGACCAGCCUCCCGUUCCAGAACAUCGACACCAGUUUGGACAAGACCGAGUACCGGCUCAAGAGCCCGACCAAAGAGGACCAGGGCCGGUACCGCGUCCACAUCAAGAACAAGCACGGAGAAGCCGAGGCCCACAUCAACCUGGACGUGAUCGACGUCCCGGGUCCGGUGAAGAACCUCCAUGUGAUGGACACGGCGGAGGGCGAGGUGAGCCUGUCGUGGGAGGAGCCGGAGUCGGACGGCGGCGCUAAGAUCACGGCGUACGUGGUGGAACGCCGCGACAUCAAGAGGAAGACCUGGACUUUAGCCACGGAUCGCGCCGACGCCCCCGAGUACUGCGUGUCCGGACUCAACCGUGACCUGCUGUACCUGUUCAGAGUCAGCGCCAGGAACCGGGUCGGCACCGGACCCAGCGUGGUCCUGGACGAACCCGUGCAGCCCAAGAACAAGUUUGAUGUUCCAGAUGCUCCUCAGAAUGUUCACGUCUCCACGGUGAAUCGUUUCGGCGCAACCGUGUGCUGGGAGCCGCCGCUGUCGGACGGCGGGUCGGAGAUCACGGCGUACGUGAUCGAGCUCCGCGACCGCACGUCGGUGAAGUGGGAGGCGGCUCUGGUGACCCCGGCGACGGAACGCUCCGCCGACCUCAACGACGUCGUGGAGAACAAAGAGUACAUCUUCAGAGUGAGGGCGGAGAACAAGGCCGGAGAGGGACGACCGAGCGCCGCCACCCCGCCCGUCAAGAUCAUGGACCCCAUCGACCGGCCCAGUCCUCCUCUGAACCUCCAUUUCAGUGACCUGACUCGUACGGCGGUGACCCUGACCUGGGAGACGCCGGCGUCGAACGGCGGCAGCAUGAUCACGGGUUACAUCAUCGAGAGGUGCGACGACGGCGUUUACAACUGGCUCCGCGCCAACGCCAAACUGUGCCCCGACCUGAGCUACCGGGUCUCUGGUUUGAAGCCGCAGCAGAAGUUCUUCUUCAGGGUCAGAGCCGAGAACGCGGCCGGAGUCUCGGACCCAUCGGACCAAGUGGGCCCCCUGCUGGCAGACGACCCACACGUGGCGCCCUCUAUGGACCUGAGCGCCUUCAGAAACGGUCUGGAGGUGAUCGUGCCCGUGCCCCUGACCAUCCGGGUGCCCAUCAGCGGGUACCCCACGCCCACGCCCACCUGGACCUUCGGCGACAAGGAGCUGCGUCCGGACCAGGACCGCGUCUCCAUGGUGACCAAACCCACGUACACGGAGCUGACCGUCAGUCCCAGCGUCCGACCCGACAAAGGAACCUACGGACUCACCCUCGAGAACGACGUGAGCUACGUCAGCGGAGAGGUCGAGGUCAACGUGAUUGCUGCCCCCAGUGCGCCCAAAGACCUGAAGGUGGCAGAAGUGACUCGGCGACACGUUCACCUGCAGUGGGAGGCGCCGGAGCACGACGGGGGCAGCCCUGUCACCCACUACCAGAUCGAGAAGAGGGAGGUGUCCCGCAAGACCUGGGCCAAAGUGGCCGCAGGAGUGUUGGACCUGGAGCACACGGUCACUGACGUGAUGGAGGGAAAGGAGUACCUCUUCAGUGUGACGGCGUGCAACAAAUGCGGCCCCGGAGAACCCGCUUACAUCGAUGAGCCCGUCAACGUGUCCUCUCCUGCCACGGUGCCCGACCCCCCGGAGAACCUCAAGUGGAGGGACAAGUCGGCCAAGUCCAUCUUCCUGCUGUGGGAGCCUCCAAAAUACGACGGCGGUGCCCCCCUCAAAGGUUACAUCAUCGACAAGUGCCAACGAGGAACCGACAAGUGGGAACCGUGUGGAGACCCCAUCACGGAACUCAAGUUCCAGGUGAAGGGUCUCAUCGAGGGCCAGUGGUACUCGUACAGAGUCAGAGCCAUGAACCGUCUGGGAGCGAGUCGCCCGAGCAGAGCCACGGACGAGAUCCAGGCCGUGGACGCCAGAGAACCUCCUCAGAUCCAGUUGGACGUUAAACUUCUGGCUGGACUCACGGCUCGCGCCGGGUCGAAGAUCGAGCUUCCGGCCGAAGUGUCGGGAAAACCGGACCCGAGGAUCAAGUGGACCAAAGCCGACCUGGUUCUGCGCGCCGACGACCGCAUCACCAUGGAAACGAGCCCGGGUCACGCCAAACUGAGCAUCGCCAACACCACUCGCGGCGACACCGCCACCUACAUCAUCGAAGCGGUGAACACGUGUGGGAGAGCCACCGCCACCGUGGACGUCAACAUCCUGGAUAAACCGGGUCCUCCCGCUGCCUUCGACAUCUCGGAGGUGACGAGCGAGUCGUGCGUGUUGGCGUGGAACCCGCCGCGGGACGACGGCGGCUCGCCCAUCACCAACUACAUCGUGGAGAGUCGCGACACGACCAAAGAAGAGUGGGUGAAGCUGUCGGCGACGGUGAAACACACCACGUUCACCGCCACCAAACUCACCGCGCUGCGCGAGUACGUGUUCCGCAUCAGCGCUGAGAACCAGUACGGCAUCGGAGCGCCCGCCGAGCACACGCCCAUCGUCGCCAAGUACUCCUUCGACCCGCCUGGUCCGCCCACGCGGGUGACGCCCUCAGACGUGGCGCGGGAUGCGGUGACUCUGUCGUGGUUCGAGCCGGACGAGGACGGCGGCUCGCCCAUCACCGGGUACUGGGUCGAGAAGUUUGACCCGGACAGUGACAAGUGGGUCCGCUGCAACAAGCUGCCCAUCAAGGACACCAGCUUCAGGGUGAAGGGUCUUCCCACCAAGAAGAAGUUCCGUUUCAGGGUUUUGGCCGAGAACUUGGCCGGACCCGGAAAAGCCAGUGACGAGACUGACCCAGUCCUGAUCAAGGACCCCAUCGACCCACCCUGGGCCCCUGGCAAGCCGGUGGUGCGUGACGUGGGUAAGACGAUGGUGACGUUGGCGUGGACGCGGCCGGAACACGACGGAGGAGCGAAGAUCGAGGGCUACGUCCUGGAGCUGCAGAAGAGCGGCUCCGAGGACUGGAUCCGAGCGGCUGAAGACAUUCCUCAGACAGAACACGUCCUCAAAGACCUGAAGGAGAAACAGGAGUACACCUUCAGAGUCCGAGCCGUGAACCGAGCCGGCGAGAGCGAACCCAGCGAUCCCAGCGAGAAGGUGGUGUGCAAGGAGCGCCUCUACGUGCCCUCGCCGCCUCAGUGGUUGGAGGUCGCCGGUAUCUCCAAGACGGCGGCGGACCUGAAGUGGCAGUUGCCGAGCAGCGACGGCGGCUCACCCAUCACGAACUAUGUGGUGGAGAAACGCGACGUGAGGAGGAAGGCGUGGCAGACGGUGGACACCACGGUGAAGGAGCUCAAGUACAGCGUGACUCCUCUGAACGAAGGCUCGCUCUACGUCUUCAGAGUCGCCGCCGAGAACGCCGUCGGCAUGUCCGAGUUCUGCGAGCUGGAGGACGCCGUGCUCGCCAAAGACACUUUCACGACCCCUGGACCGCCGUACGCUCUGACCGUGAUGGAGGUGACCAAGAGACACGUGGAGCUCAAGUGGGAACCUCCACAGAGCAACGGAGGACGCCCCAUCACCAAGUACGUGAUAGAGAAGAAGGAGAAGCUGGGCUCUCGUUGGCUGAAGUGCUGUAAGACUCCGGACAGACAGACUCAGUUCAAAGUGACCGACGUGGACGAAGGCGCCGAGGUCCAGUUCCAGGUCCGAGCCGAGAACCAGGCCGGUGUUGGAGAACCUUCAGAACCCACUGUGGUUCUCACCAUCGAGGACGCCACCAGCGUUCCGUCUCCACCCGUGGAUCUCGCCGUGGUGGACGCCAGCCGUGAGCACAUAAACGUGACGUGGAAGCCCCCGGUGAAGGACGGCGGCGUGCCAGUGACAGGGUACCACGUGGAGGUGUCGGAGGCGCGGCCGGAACUCAAGUGGCUGCGCGUCAACACUCGACCGGUCAAAGAGCUCACCUUCCGCAUCGACGACGGCAUCAAACCGGACAAGAAGUAUGUGAUCCGCGUCCGCGCCAUCAACUCCGUGGGCGUCAGCGAGCCCUCCGACGUCACCGACAAGGUCUACACCCGCGAUCCCGACUGCGCUCCCACCCUGGAGGUCUCCUCAGAUGAGGUGGUGGUGGUGGAGGGUGAGAAGCUCCACCUGGUGGUGCCGUACCGGGCGAUCCCGAUGCCGAAGAUGGCGUGGGCGAAGGAGGAGGCGGAGCUUAAAGUGGACGACCGCCUGUCGAUGACGGUGGAGAUGAACGACGCCCACCUAGAGCUGCUCAAGAGCACGAGGGCAGAUGCUGGGAAGUACACCAUCACCCUGGAGAACGAGCUGGGCAAGGCCACGGGCACCGUGCCCGUCAAAGUCAUCGGACUUCCGGGUCAGUGUAAGGACAUCUCUUCUGCUGAUGCCACUAAAAACUCGGUGGUGAUGAGUUGGGUGGCGCCUGAAGACGACGGUAACACGCCCAUCACUGGGUACAGCCUGGAGCGCCGCGAGGCGUCCAAGAAGACCUACGUGCCCGUCAUGAGCAGCCAGAACGUCCUGACCUUCACCGUGAAGGACCUGUACAUCAACUGUGAAUACUACUUCAGAGUCCGAGCCCACAACCGCGUGGGCGCAGGACCCUACCUCGAACUGAGGAACCCCGUGAUCACCGAGGAGAUCAAACAGAAACCGGACCCGCCCGUGUGCGUGGAGGCAUACGACCCCACCUCCAAGUCCAUCACCGUGUCCUGGAAGGCGCCCGACUACGACGGCGGCUGCCCCAUCCAGGGCUACGUGGUGGAGAAGAUGGAGAAGGACGGCGACCGCUACGAGAGGGUCACGCCCAACCUGGUGCCUGGCUUCACCUACACUGUCACCGGGCUCACCGAGGGACAGGAGUACCAGUUCAGAGUCCGGGCCGAGAACGCCGCUGGGGUCAGCGAGCCGUCAAGAAGCUCAGCCAUGAUGAAAGCCGAAGACCCGAAAGAGAAGCCCGUGGUGUCCCUUUCCGCUCGGGUCCAGGGUGGACUCUGCGUGAAAAAGGGUGAGGAGAUCCGCCUGGACGCGCUCGUGUCUGGAUCGCCGUAUCCCAAAAUCACCUGGCUCCGAAAUGAGGAGGACGUGACCAAAGAGCCGUCCAAGAAACUGGUUCCUAUUGUCAAAAAGCGCAAAACCAAAUCCAAGGUCCCCGAGCCCGAGCCAGAGUUCAUCACCCCCCUGAGGGAGCGCCUGGGACUCGACCAGACCCGCCGGGGCCAGUCCGUGCUAAUGGUCAGAGACGCUGUGAGACGCGACCAUGGCGCCUUCACCGUGAGAGCCGAGAACCAACACGGGGCCGCCACCGCCACCUGCAUCGUCAACGUGCUCGACGUGCCUGGACCUCCUCAGAACUUCUCGUUCUCUGAGGUGAGGAACACAUCUGUGGUUUGUCACUGGGAGCCUCCUGAAGACGACGGUGGUGCUGAGAUUGAGAACUACAUUUUAGAGAAGAAGGACAAUCGCAACGAGGAGAUGGGCUGGAUCACCAUCACCUCCACCCUCAAGGGCACAUCGUUCCUCGUGCCGAAACUCAUCGAGGGUAAGGAGUACAUCUUCAGAGUCACAGCAGAAAACAAGAUGGGCACCGGCGCCUCCUGCAUCUCCGAACCCAUGGUCGCCAAGAACAUGUUCGACCCGCCUGAUGCCCCGAACACGCCACGGGUGCAGGAGGUGACGGCAUCCAGUGCCAAACUGUCGUGGCACGAGCCCAAAGACAACGGCAGCCCGAUCCUCGGCUAUUGGAUCGAGAGGAAGGAGGUGAACAGCAAACACUGGACCCGGGUGAACCGCGCCCUCCUCAACGCCCUGGAGGUCCGGGUCCAGGGUCUGCAGGAGGGACUCACCUACAUCUUCAGAGUCUGCGCCGAGAACUUAGCCGGACCCGGACCCUUCAGCGAGCCGUCUGACCGAACCGUCGCCAUGGACGCCAUCUUGCCUCCUGGACCUCCGAUACCUCGGGUCGUGGACACAGGAAAAGACUUUGUGAUUUUGUCGUGGAAACCGCCUCUGUACAAUGGAGGAGGAGACAUCUCUGGGUACCACGUGGAGAAGAUGAUCGUCGGGGAGAAGGAGUGGAAACGUGCGACGGAACAUCGUUGUAAAGAUUUGACCUUCACUCCGACCGGUUUGACUGAAGGCGCUGAUUAUUAUUUCCGUGUGAUGGCGGUGAACGAGGCUGGACUCGGAGCGCCGGGAACCACCGACCCGGUGACCGUCAAGGAGCCAGAGGAGUCCCCGUCAGUGGAGUUGGACGCCUCCGUGCGUAAUGGCGUGAUCAUUCGUGCCGGCGAGCCGCUGCGUCUGCCGGCUGUGGUGACCGGACGCCCGCAGCCCACCGUCAAAUGGACCAAAGAGGAGGCCGACCCGGAUCCGGAGCGGGUCCAGGUGGAGACGCAGGGCAAAAACACCGCCCUCUUCAUCAAAGUGACCACCAGAGCCGAUCACGGCAAAUACACCGUCACGGGCACCAACACCGGUGGCACCAAGAGCGCCGAAACACGCGUCGACGUCAUGGAUGUUCCUGGGCCGGUUGUGGACCUCAAAACGGUGCAGGUGACAAAGAAGAACAUCACGCUGGUGUGGAAGGACCCGGUGGACAACGGCGGCAGCGACAUCAUGGGCUACGUGGUCCUGAGGAAAGAUUCCAACAUGAAGCUUUUCCGGCAGCCGCUGGAGACGGCGUCGUGCAAGUGCGACGUUCAGGGGCUCCUCGCCAACGAGAGCUACGACUUCAGAGUCAUCGCACGCAACAAGUACGGCGACGGAGUGCCCUCCGACCUGGGGCCCAUCGUCGCCGAGGACCCCAAAGGAACCCCGUCGGCGCCUGAGAAGCUGCACUACACCGACCGCGGUAAGACGACGGUGUCCCUGGCGUGGCAGCCGCCGCGCUGGGACGGGGGCAGCCCCAUCACCGGGUACUACGUGGAGAAGAUGAGGUCGGACAGCACAGAGUUCGACGUGGCCCACAGAAAGAUCUUCACCGAGUGCCACGGGACCAUCGAGAACCUGUCCGAGGGCCAGGAGUACCAGUUCAGAGUGAAGGCCGUGAACGAGGUCGGCGACGGAGAACCCAGCAAACCCAUCACCGCCAAGAUCCAGGAUGACGAGAUUCCUCCGUCCAUCGCGAUGUUGCGUUUCUUCAAGAAUAACGCCCUGAUCAUCCGUAAAGGCGGCGCCGUGGACCUGCCCGCCGAGGUCAAGGGACUUCCUCUGCCCACGUUCACCUGGUACCGCGACGACGUGCCCAUCGAGGUCAAACCCGACGACGAGAGGAUGACCAUGGAGUCCGAGGAGGUGGACCGCACCACCCUGAGGACCAAGAUCUCCAUCCCUCAGUCUGUGCGCCAGGACAAAGGAAACUACAAACUGUACGCCGAGAACAUGUACGGCAAAGCCGCGCACACCAUCCGCGUCGAGAUCCUCGACCGGCCGCUCCCUCCCAGGAACGUGGUGAUUUCCGACGUGCGUUCGGACUCGUGUUAUCUGACCUGGGACGCGCCCGAGGACAACGGCGGCUCUGACAUCACCAAUUACAUCGUCGAGAAACGCGACGCCAGCAAAAAGAAAUCUGACUACGACGUGCUGACGGUGAACCUGAUCGACCGGCGCUACGGAGUGUACAAACUGGACUUUAACGGACAGUUCCAGUUCAGGAUCAAAGCAGAAAACAAAUACGGCGUGAGCGACGGCUGCGAGUCGGAGAAGGUGCAGCUCCGUGACCCGUUCGGACUUCCCGGACCUCCCAGAAACCCUCAGAUCAUCGCCGCCACCGCCACCACCAUGACGGUGACGUGGGAGCCCCCGCUGGAGAACGGCGGCUCGUCGAUCCAGGGUUACUGGCUGGAGAAGCGCGAGCGCGGCGCCGUGUACUGGGGGCGGGUCAACCGCAGCCCCGUCACCAAACCGGCCGUGCGCGGUCUGCAGUACACCAUCCUGCGCCUCAUCGAGGGCACCGAGUACCAGUUUAGAGUCGCCGCCCAGAACGCCGCCGGCGUAGGACCCCCGAGUGAAGGAACACAGUGUCGCUUCGCCGUCGACCCCUGCAACCCGCCUGGGCCUCCUCUGGACCUGCAGGUGCGGGAUAAGACCAAGUCGACGGUGAGUCUGAGCUGGAGUCCUCCGGAGAAGGACGGCGGCGCCCCGGUGCGCGGGUACGUGAUCGAAGCCCACGAGGAGGGCAUGGCCGAGUGGAAACGCCUGACCACCCCCGAAAAACCGCACAUCGUCACCGACUUCGUCGUCCCCAACCUCCGCGAGAACCGCAAAGCCCGUUUCAGAGUGUACGCCGUGAACGCCGCCGGCCUGUCCGAGCCCGCCGUCACCAAAGACGUCAUGGUGCAGGACAUCCUGAUCGAGCCCAUGUUGACCCUUGACCUCAGCGCUAACGAGCUGCUGAACAUUCGCGCUGGGACGACGCUGCAGAUCCCCGUGUCCGUGAGCGGGCGCCCGCUGCCCAACAUCACCUGGACCUACGACGGAACCGCCGAGACCGAGAAGAAGAACGAGAGACACACACUGCCCCUGGACGCUGAGAUCUACACGUCGGACACAAAGACGGAGGUUGUGAUCUCGGAGUCUAAGAUGUGCCACACCGGCCGUUACAUCAUCAACGGCGAGAGCCCAGCCGGACACAAGGUCCUGAAGGUCCGGGUCAACGUGCUCGACCUGCCCGGCGCGCCCAGGGACCUGAAGGUCAGCGACGUGACUCGAGGCACCUGCAGACUGACCUGGAAACCUCCUGAGAGCGACGGAGGAGAACACAUCAAGAGCUACUUCAUCGAGAAGAAGACCACCACCGGCAAGGCCUGGACCAAGGUGAACCCGACCUGCUCGGCCCAGUCCCUGGUGGUACCGGACCUGAUCGACGGGCAGGAGUACAUCUUCAGGGUCAAGGCUGAGAACCGCUUUGGGUUUGGACCCUACACCGAGACCCCCGACGGAACCAGAGCCAGAGAUCCCAUCCACCCACCGGACCCGCCCACUCGUCUGAAGAUUGUUGGCGUGAAGAAGGGCGUGGUGUCCCUGAGCUGGAAGGCCCCGAAGAACGACGGGGGCGCACCUGUCACCCACUACAGCGUGGACCUGCUCUGCUGGGACGCCAGCGGGGCGCAGAAGGAGGGCUGGAUGAGGUGUAACCGUAGAGACGUGGAGUCGACUCACUUUAAGGUGGAGGAUUUGAAAGAAGGCGACGAGUACGAGUUCAGAGUGACGGCCUACAACCAGGCCGGACCGAGCCGACCGUCCACCACCGUCGGACCCAUCCUGAUCCAGGACCAGACCUGCGCUCCGUCCAUCGAACUGGAGGAGUUCUUGGAGUCGGAGCAGGGUCGGGAGAUCCAUAUUGUGGCAAAGAUCCGCGGGUGCCCGUUCCCGACUCUGACCUGGUACAAGGCUCCGCCCCACAAACCCGACCUGAAGUCCGAGGUCCAGUACGACGAGAACAUCAACAAGAUGGUGUCGGACGAAACGUGCACGCUGCUGAUCCAGAGGGCGAUCCGCGCCGACACCGGCCUCUACACCCUCACCGCCACCAACAGCCUGGGCAAGGCCUCCAAGGAGAUGAGGCUCAAUGUCAUGGGCCGGCCUGGUCCUCCCUCCGCUCCCAUUAAGUUUGAAGAGAUCGGCGCAGAGAAGAUCACGCUGUCCUGGCUUCCGCCCAAAGACGACGGCGGCUCCAAACUCACCAACUACGUGAUCUGGCGGCGCGUGGCGAACCGGAAGACGUGGGUCCAGGUGACGAGCGAACCCAAAGAGCGGAUCUGGACCGUGGAGAACCUGAUGGAAGGACACGAGUACGUCUUCAGGAUCAUGGCCCAGAACAAGUACGGUGUCGGAGAACCUCUGGACUCUGAGCCUGAGGUGGCACGAAACAUCUGCUUGCCGCCGGGUCAGGUGGAGAAGCCGACCGUCACUGGGGUGACGCUGGAUUCGAUGACGGUGAACUGGGAGGAGCCGGAGGACGACGGCGGCUCGCCCAUCACCGGGUACUGGCUGGAGCGGAAGGAGACGACGGGCAAGAGGUGGACGCGCGUGACCCGUGAGCCCAUCCGCCCCAUGGGUCUGGGCGAGAGCUUCUGCGUCACCGGCCUCAUUGAGGGCUCUCAGUACCUGUUCAGAGUCACCGCCCUAAACGCCGCUGGACCCGGUCUGCCCAGCCCGCUCACUGACCCCGUGUUCGCCCGCGACCCCAUCUCCCCGCCCUCGCCGCCCACGCCCAAGGUCUCUGACUGGACCAAAUCCACCGUGGACCUGGAGUGGAUCCCGCCCCUGAAAGACGGCGGCUCCAAGAUCCAGGGAUACUGGGUCGAGUACAAGGAGGAGGGCACCGAGGCCUGGGUCAAGGCCAAAGACACAGAGGUGCGUGGAACUCGUCUGGUGAUCACAGGACUGAAGACCGGAGGAAAGUAUCGCUUCAGAGUCUCCGCCUUCAACACGGCGGGCAUCGGCGAGCCCGGAGAGGUGCCCGAGGUGCUGGAGGUCCAGGACCGCACCAUCUCGCCGGAGGUGGACCUGGAUGCGUCUCUGAAGGAGCGGAUCGUGGUUCAUGCCGGGGGGGUGAUUCGUCUCAUCGCUUACAUCAGCGGAACGCCGGCGCCCGAGGUCACGUGGAGCCGGGACGGCGCCGCGCUGCCCCCGGAGGCCAAAGUGGAGACAACGGGCAUCAGCUCAUCUCUGGUCAUCAAACCGUGCGCCCGCAAACACCUGGGCGUGUACAGUGUGACCGCCAAGAACGCGGGCGGCGAGAAGCACCGCACCGUGACGGUCGAGGUCCUCGACGUGCCCGGCGCAGUGGGCAUCCCCGUCACCGUGGAGAACCUGAGCGCCGACUCGUGUAAGAUGAACUGGUUCUUCCCUGAGAACGACGGCGGCUCGCCCAUCAGUAACUUCGUGGUGGAGAAGCGGGAGGCGGAGCGUAAGGCGUGGACGUCGGUCUCGUACUCGGCGAGUCGCCAGAACGCCAUCCUGACCGGACUCACCCCGGGAAAAGCCUACUUCUUCAGAGUGGCGGCAGAGAACGCCAUCGGCCUGGGACCGUUCGUCCAGACCGCCGCCGACAUCAUCGUCCAGGAGCCAAUCAGCGUGCCUGACCGCCCCGAGGACCUGGAGGUGACCAAAGUGACCAAAGACCUGAUCAGCGUGACGUGGAAGGCUCCGAAGUCGGACGGCGGGUCGGAGAUCACCAUGUACAUCCUGGAGGGACGCCAGAUAGGCAAAGACAAGUUCAGCCGCCUGACCAAAGAGACGCUGAUGGAGAGAAAGUUCACGCUGGACGGACUCCGCGAGGGCGACACCUACCAGUUCAGGGUGAUCGCCGUCAACGAGGUGGGACCCGGCAAGCCCAGCUUCUGCACCAAACCCAUCACCUGCAAGGACGAGCUCGAGCCGCCCACCAUUGAGCUGGACUUCAGAGAUAAGAUCAUCAUCCGCGUGGGCGAGAGCUGCCUGCUCCAGGGCCGGUACAGCGGCAAGCCGUGCCCGUCCAUCGUGUGGUACCGCGACGACGAGGAGCUGAAGGCCGACCAGCACGUGAUGUUCAGGAACACGCUGAGCACCAUGUCCCUGGGACUCAUGAAGGCCCAGAGGCACCACAGCGGCCGCUAUGUGGUGGUGGUUGAGAACAGCACCGGGGCGCGCAAGGGCAUCUGUAACGUCACCGUCGUGGACCGCCCCACUCCGCCCGUGGGUCCCGUGAUCUUCGACGAGGUGCACAGGGAGUACAUGGUGGUGUCGUGGAAACCUCCUCUGGACUCCGGCGGCGUCGACGUCUCCAACUACAUCAUCGAGAAAAGAGACACCAACCGUGACGCCUGGACCACCGUGACAUCCGCCACCACCAAGACCACCUGCAAGAUUCCCAAACUGGUGGAGGGCCGUGAGUACAUCAUCCGGAUCUCGGCGGAGAACAUGUACGGCAUCAGCGACCCUCUGGAGUCCGAAGAGAUGAGAGCCAAGGACCUCUUCAGAGUCCCCGAGGCGCCUGAGCAGCCCACCGUCAGAGAGGUCUACGGCACCAACGCCCUGGUGCUGUGGUCGCGCCCGCGAGACGGAGGGAAGCCCAUCCUCAACUACAUCCUGGAGAAGAAGGAGGUGGGCGCCAAGAGGUGGUCGAGGGUCACGCGCGAGCAGCUGUACCCGCAAACCCAGUACCGGGUCAACGACCUGGUGGAAGGCUGCGAGUACGAGUUCAGAGUGACCGCCGAGAACGAGCUGGGCACCGGGGACCCCAGCCCGCCCAGCCAGCCCAUCCUCGCCAAGGACCCCAUCGUGCCGCCCAGCCCGCCCGUCACUCCUGAGUCGUACGAUAAGACCAAGGACUCGGUCAGUCUGCGCUGGAAGCAGCCGCGCCACGACGGCCGAGGGCGGAUCUUCGGGUACCUGGUGGAGUACCAGAAACCGGGCGCCGUGGAGUGGAUCCAGGCCAACGAGAAGCCGGAGCAGUGCCCAGGUCUGGACUACACCGUCACCGGACUCUCCGACCAAAACGAGUACAAAUUCAGGAUCUACACCGUCAACGCCGCCGGCAAAUCUGACCCCGCCUACGUCAAGGAGAUCAUCAAGGUCCACGACAGACUCGAGGCUCCUGAGCUCCUAUUGGACGCCAACAUGUCACGUGACCACCUGGCGAUGGUGGGCACGGACAUCACCCUGAGCGCCCUGAUCCGCGGCGUCCCGACCCCGACCGUCCAGUGGCAGAAGGAGGGCGGAGACAUGCCCGCCCACCUGACCGUCGCCGUGACCGAGUCUGGAACCAAAGUGUUCAUCCCCAAAGCCACGAGGAAAGACUCUGGGAAGUACACGCUGACGGCCGAGAACGCGGCAGGAAAGAAGAGCGCCACCGUCAACGUGCUGGUGCUCAACAAGCCCACGCCUCCUCGGGACCUGGCGGUGUCUGAGAUCACCAGCGAGUCGGCGUACCUGACGUGGAAGGUGCCCGAGGACGACGGUGGCGCGGUCAUCUCGCACUACGUGGUGCAGAAGAAGGACGUGGCGGCGGACGCCUGGGUCCCGGUGGCAGCGGCCAAUAAGAAGCUGAGUCUGAUGGCGCUUUACCUGAUGGAGGGAAUCCAGUACCUGUUCAGAGUCGCCGCCGAAAACCAGUUUGGACGCAGCGACUUCGUGAUCACCAAGACCCCGAUCAAAGCCGUGGACCCACUGUACCCGCCUGGGCCUCCUAAGAACCUGCACCACACCGAUGCUGAGAAAACGGAGGUGUGGCUGCAGUGGGAGUGGCCAGAGCGCACCGGAGGAAGUGACAUCACCGGGUUCAUCGUGGAGUACCAGGAGGACGGGCAGGCGGACUGGGUAACGUUCAAAACCGUCACGUCGGAGAAGGCGCACGUGACCGGCCUGGAGGAGGGAAAAACCUACCGCUUCAGAGUCAAAGCACAGAACGCCAUCGGGGUGAGCCGCCCCGACACCAGCGUGCCCGUCACCUGCCAGGAGAAAACACUGCCUCCCACCAUCGAGGUCGAUGUCAAACUUAUCGAGGGGCUGGUGGUUAAAGCUGGCACCACCAUCGCGCUCCCUGCUCGCCUCACUGGCAUUCCCAUGCCCACCGCCAAAUGGAGCAGUGAUGGCAAAGAGAUGGCGUCCGAGGGCCGCGUCGCCAUAGAAACGGUGGGCUCCAACACGCUGCUGACCAUCUCAGAGAGUCAGCGCGGCGACACCGGCGAGUACAUCGUCUCUGCCUCCAACCCCGCCGGCUCCAAGAGCGUGGCUCUGCACGUGACCGUCUUGGACCUGCCCGGGCCGCCCAUCGGCCCCAUCAACAUCCUGGAAGUCACGCCCGAGUUCAUGAUGGUGCAGUGGCGCCCACCGAAAGAUGACGGCGGCACGCCCAUCACCAACUACGUGGUGGAGAAGAAGGACGUGAAGAAGCCGUGGGAGCCGUGGAGUGUGGUGAGCUCUGGCGGCAUGGCCACCAAAGCCAAAGUGUCCCGUCUGGAGAAAGGGCGCGAGUACAUCGUCCGAGUCAGAGCCGAGAACCGCAUCGGUAUUGGCGCUCCGCUUGAGAGCCCGCCCACCAUCGCCAAACACAUGUUCAACCCGCCGGGACCGCCCGGCCCGCCCGAAUGCUCCGACAUCACAGAGAACGCCGUGACCAUAGAGUGGGCACUGCCCGACUACGACGGCGGCAGCCCCAUCAGCGGCUACGUGAUCGAGCGCCGCGAGAUGACGGGCAAAUGGAUCCGCGUCAACAAGACACCGGUGCUGGACCUGCGCUACCGCGUGUCCGGCCUCUGUGAAGGAAACACCUACGAGUUCAGAGUCUUCGCUGAGAACGUGGCGGGCAUCAGCGAGCCCUCGCUGAGCUCUGAUCCCGUCAAAGCGGCGCGUGCCCUCUCCCGCCCCGGACCACCCCUGAACCUCAAACUCAAAGACUGGAGCAAGUCCUACGCCGACAUCUGCUGGACCAAGCCCACACGCGAUGGCGGCAGCCCCGUGAUCGGCUACGUGGUGGAGGCGCAGAAGUCCGGCACUGCGCAGUGGGACCGCAUCAACAAAGAUCUGAUUAAGAUGUGCGCGUACAGAGUCCCCGGCCUCAUCGAGGGACUCGAGUACCGCAUCCGCGUCAGAGCCACCAACCUGAUCGGAGACAGCGAGCCGCGAGAGCUGCAGGAGGUGGUUCUGGCCAAAGACAUCCUGGUGCCUCCCGAGGUCACCGUCGACGUGUCCUGCAGAGACUCGCUGACCGUCAGAGCCGGUCAGAUCAUCAACCUCAUCACCAGGGUCAAAGGUCGCCCCGACCCCGAGAUCACCUGGACCAAAGACGCCCGCGCCCUCGGCCGUGACAAACGCACCGACUUCAUCAAUAACUACCCUCUGUGCGAGCUCGUUAUCAACGACGCCGUGCGCUCUGACUACGGUAAGUACGCCAUCGUGGCGAAGAACAGCAGCGGGCAGGCGCAGGCCACCGUCAUCGUCAAUGUCCUGGACACGCCCGGGCCCUGCCAGAACAUCAAAGUUGCCUACGUCACCAAGAACUCCUGCAUGGUCUCCUGGGAGAACCCCGAGGACAACGGUGGCACGGAGAUCACUCAGUACAUCAUCGAGAGCCGCCAGCCCAGCCAAAGGAACUGGACUCUGGUGUCCAAUGACUGCACCAAGCGCCUGUUCAAAGCGCCGCUCACGGAGGGCUGCGAGUACUUCUUCAGAGUCAGCGCCGAGAACAAGAUCGGAGCUGGACCGCCCACCGAGUCCAAGAAUGCCGUGCUGGCCGUGGACCCCAUCGAGAAGCCUGGAGAGCCUCUGGACUUCCAGAUCGCAGAAAUUGGAAAAACCUUCUGCUUCCUCAAGUGGAGGAAACCCGACUACGACGGAGGAAGCAAAAACCUGGCCUACCACGUGGAGAAGAAGCCCAAAGAGGCCGAGGAGUGGGAACGCAUCCACAAGGGGGCAAUCAAGGAGACGUACUUCAUGGCCGACAGGUGCCUGGAGAACCAGCUGUACCAGUUCCGUGUGCAGACGAAGAACGAGGGCGGUGAGAGCGGGUGGGUGACCUCCGCCGAGGUCCUGGUGAAGGAGCAGAUCCUGGAGCCGUCGGUGACGGUGAAGCCGGCCGAGCUGCUGGUGGUGAGGGCCGGCGACUCCAUCAGUCUGGAGGCCACGGUGAAAGGCAAACCCGCCCCCGAGCUCAAGUGGACCAGGGAUGAGCGCACGGACGAGAUCCGCCGAGGUCCAAGGCACCAGCUCGAGCCGGCGACCGGCGCCGACUUCUCCAAACUGUUCAUCACGGCGGCGCGUAGAACCGACAGCGGCACCUACGUCAUCACCGCCACCAACUCGGCCGGCACCGCCACAGGCCACGCCCGCGUCAACGUGCUGGACCGCCCCGGAGAGGUGCGCGACCUCAAGGUCUCUGGAGUUACCACCGAUCGCUGCCACCUCACCUGGGAGGUGCCCGAGGACAACGGCGGCUGCGACAUUUACAACUACAUCAUCGAGAAGUGCGACACCAAGAGAGGCGUGUGGUCCGUCCACUCCAACGCCGUCAUCACCAACAAGGCCGUGGUCACCAGGCUCACCGAAGGAAACGCGUACAUCUUCCGUGUGCGUGCGGAGAAUAAGAUGGGUCCUGGGCCGGCGGUGGAGAGCGAGUCCAUCGUGGCGGGCACUCAGUUCAGCGUGCCGGGUACUCCAGAUGCCCCGGAGGUAACCAAAAUCGCCAAAGAGGAGAUGACGGUGGAGUGGUGCGAGCCGGACCGCGACGGCGGCAAGCCCAUCUCCGGGUACCUCCUGGAGAAACGCGAGGAGCACGCCGUCCGCUGGUCGCCCGUCAACAAGGACCCCAUCCCGGGCACCCGCUUCACCGUGACCGGCCUGCUCCCUCUGCACGAGUACCAGUACCGCGUCAAGGCCGUCAACGAGAUCGGCGUGGGCGGAGCCAGCAAACCCUCGCGCGCCAUCACCGCCAAAGACGCCGUGGAGCCGCCGGCGCCGCCCACCGCGCUGAAGGUCCUGGACUCCACGCGCAGCUCGGUGACGCUGGGCUGGGUGAAGCCGGUGUCGGACGGAGGGGCGCCGCUCAUCGGGUACGUGGUGGAGAUGAGGCUCCAGGGCAGUAAGAAGGACGAGGGUUGGCGCCGCUGUAACGUGGCGGCGCAGCUCACCGCCUGCGAGUUCACCGUGUCCAGCCUCAACCCCGACCUCCUCUACGAGUUCAGAGUCUCCGCCCAAAACCAGGUGGGCAUGAGUCUGCCCUGCGACCUGGAGGCGCCCGUCAUCCCCAAAGACAUCCUGGAGGCGCCGGAGAUCGACCUGGACGCGUCCCUGAAGCAGGGGCUGGUGGUGCGCGCCGGGUGCCCGAUCCGUCUGGUGGCGACGAUCCGCGGGCGUCCGCACCCGGAGGUGACGUGGCGCCGCAUGGGCAUCGAUAACGUGGUGAGGAAGGGCAGAGUCGACCUGAUCGACACCAUGACCUUCCUCCUGAUUCCAGACUCCACCAGAGACGACUCCGGAAAAUACUGCCUGACCCUGCGCAACCCGGCCGGAGAAAAGGCCGUGUUCGUCGCCGUCAAAGUCCUCGACACGCCCGGCCCGGUGCAGAACCUGGAGGCGUCGGACAUCAUGCAGACGUCGCUGGCGCUGGCGUGGAGCCCGCCGGAGGUGGACGGCGGCAGCGAGAUCCUGCAUUACCUGGUGGAGAAACGAGAAAUCGACAGAAAGACCUGGGCCACGGUUAAAGGGGAGGUCUUAGCCGAGAACAUCCCCUUUAAGGUGUCGGGGCUCCAGCCGGGCACCGAGUACUACCUCCGGGUCACCGCCGUCAACCAGUACGGCCCCGGAGUGCCCCGAGUCAGCCCCACCUCCUACGUGGCAUCUGACCCCGUCAGUAAACCGGACCCGUGUGAGAAGGUGGAGAUCCUGGAGGUGAAUCGCACCAACGUGACUCUGGCCUGGGUCAAACCGCUGAGAGACGGUGGAGCCAAGAUCGACGGAUACGUCAUCGAGUACCAGGAGAUGAAACCCCCGCCAGAACCCAAACCAGAACCCGAGCCCGCCGCCGAGGGAGAGGAGGGAGCUCCGCCCCCGGCCCCGGCCCCGCCCCCUCCAGAGGAGGAAGAGGAGGAGGAGGAGGAGGUGAAGAAGAAGGAGGAGGUGGUGUGGAACACCUACACGACGGUGAAGGGCCUGAGCGUCUCCGUGGGAGGACUGAAGGAAGGAAAACUCUACAAGUUCAGAGUCGCCGCCAAAAACAUCAUGGGCCUGAGCUCCUUCACCGAGACCAGAGACACUGUGGAGGCCAAGGAGCAGAGAGUGGAGCCGAAGAUCGUGAUGGCGGAGACGGUCAGCGCCAGGGCCGGAGCCAAGCUGCGUGUGGAGGCCGUGGUGUCGGGAAAACCGCCGCCCGUCUGCAAGUGGAAACGCGGAGACGCCGCCGUGGUGUCGUCCAGCCGCCUCGCCGUCCACCAGUCCGCCAACCUCUGCGUCCUCAUCAUCAAAGACGUGUCCCGACUCGACAGCGGCGAGUACAGCCUCAUCGCCGAGAACUCCUCCGGGUCCAUCAGCCAGGCCCUCAAGGUCAUCAUCCGAGACAUCCCCGGGCCACCCGAGGGUCCCGUGGUGAUCUCGGACAUCGACUCGGACGCCUGUACUCUGUCGUGGAACAAACCCCUGGAGGACGGCGGCAGUAACAUCACCAACUACGUGGUGGAGAAGUGUGACGUGAGCCGCGGGGACUGGGUGACCGCCGUGUCGUCCUGCCCCAAAACCGGCACCCGCCUCGGCAAGCUCAUCCCCGGCAAAGAGUACCUGUUCAGAAUCCGCGCCGAGAACCGCUACGGCGUGUCCGACCCGCUGCAGUCCGACCGCAUGGUCGCCAAGUUCCCCUUCGACGUGCCCAGCGAGCCUCUGAACUGCCGCAUCAAUAAGACCAAUAAAGACUGUAUGUUUGUGGCCUGGGAUCGCCCCGAGAGCGACGGCGGCAGCCCCAUCACCGGGUACUACAUCGAGAGGAAAGAGCGGAACAGCCUGCUGUGGGUGAAAGCCAACGACACGGUGGUCCGCACCACAGAGUACCCCUGCGCCGGUCUCAUCGAGGGACUGGAGUACACCUUCAGAGUGUCCGCCAUCAACCGCGCCGGCCAAGGCAAACCCAGCGCCAAGACCGACUUUGUGACCGCCAGGACGCCCGUCGACUCACCUGGGAAGCCUGAGGUUCUGGACGUGACCAAGAACUCUGUGACUCUGGUGUGGACUCGGCCGAAGAACGACGGCGGGUCGAAGAUCGUGGGUUACUACGUGGAGUGCACGCGGGUGCCCGGUGACGCCUGGGUGCGCUGCAACACCAGCUCCCAGAACUGCCCCCGGGAGGAGUACACGGUCACCGGCCUCGAGAGGGACCUCACCUACCAGUUCAGAGUCAGCGCCAAAACCGCCGUCAACAUCAGCAAACCGUCUGAACCCAGCGAGCCCGUCCUGGUGCAGGCCGAGAACGUGCCCCCGAGGAUCGAGCUGAGCGCCCGGAUGCAGAAGGGCUUCAAGGUGAAGGCGGGUACCACGCUUCUGCUGGAGGCCGAGGUGUUCGGGAAGCCCAUGCCGCGGGUCACGUGGUCCAGAGGAGACCAAACCCUGAAGAGCGGCGCUGGUCACGUGAUCUCGCACACGAGGAACCACUUCCUCCUCGAGAUGAGCGACGUCACCAAAGAACACACCGGAAACUACACCAUCCUCGCCGAGAACGCCAGCGGCAGCAAGAGCGCCCAGGUGGAGGUCUGCGUGCUGGACGUGCCUGGACCUCCCUCCAGCUCUUCCUUCGUGGCGGUGACGGCGUCGACCGUCACUCUGGCGUGGGAGCCCCCCCUGCAGGACGGCGGGGCGCCGGUGAAGGCGUACAUCGUGGACAAACGCGAGACCAGCCGCGCCGAGUGGGCACAGGUCUCCGCCAAGGUCAAAGGCGACGCCAAAGAGUUCAGCGUGGAGAGACUCAUCGAGGGACGAGAGUACCAGUUCAGGAUCCGAGCCGAGAACAUGUGGGGUGUAGGAGACGCGCUGGUCACGACGCCGGUCAUCGCCAAGAACCCCUUCACCGUCCCUGGCCAAUGCGAGGCUCCUCUGGUCACCAACGUUCUGAAGGACCGUAUGACUGUGAGCUGGAAGGAGCCGGCGGACGACGGUCAGUCCCCGAUCCUCGGCUACUUCCUGGAGAAGAAGGAGACCAAAGAAAUUAACUGGACCAAACUGAGCCGUAAACCUCAGGCCGAGCGCUCGCUGGAGGUGACCGGCCUGGUCGAGGGCAUCGAGUACGUGUUCAGAGUCACCGCCGUCAACAUCGCCGGCCCCGGCAAGCCCAGCGAGGCGUCCGAGGGUGCCACCGCCAUGAACCCCAUCACUCCCCCGGGUCCCGUGCUGAACCCCAGUGUGGUGGACACCACAAACUCCACCCUGAGCGUGUCAUGGGGCGCCCCGGCGAACACGGGCGGGAGCCCCAUCCUCGGGUACCUGGUGGAGUGCAAACGCUGCGACACCAACGACUGGAUCCGCUGCAACGUCCCGAGGAACCUCCAGGAGACGUCCUACGUGAUCCAGAACCUCCUGCACAUGAGCCAGUACCAGGUCCGAGUGUCGGCCGUCAACAAGGUCGGCUUCGGCGAAGCCGUCGAAGUGCCCGGAACACACACGGUCAAGGACAUCAUCAUUCCCCCGGAGGCCGAGCUGAGCGCUGAGUUGAAGGACGGACUGGAGCUCAAAGCCGGACAGACCAUGAGACUCAACGCCACCUACAGGGGGCGCCCCGUGCCCAGAGUCACCUGGGCCAAGAUGAACUCCAACCUGAAGGAUCGCCAGGGCGUGGUCUUCAAGACCACCGCCGCCGACGCCUCCGUCAUCGUGGAGAACGUCAACCGCUACGAUGGCGGCAAAUACAUCCUCAACUUGGAGAGCGCCGCCGGCAUGAAGAUGUACACUGUCCUCGUCAAGGUGCUCGACACUCCUGGACCUCCUGGAAACAUCUCAGUGAAGGAGACGACCAAAGACUCGGCGGAGCUGUUCUGGGACGUUCCUCUGCUGGACGGCGGUUCGGAGGUGACUCAUUACGUGGUGGAGAAACGAGACACGGAGAGAAAAGCCUGGUCCAUCGUCUCCAACAACUGCCCCCAGACCAACUUCAAGGUGACUGACCUGGAGGCCGGACGCAACUACUGCUUCAGAGUGUCCGCGGUGAACGCACUGGGGGCGGGCGAGACCGCCGAGACCGCCGACGCCGUCAGGGCAUCAGAGGAGCCUGGUCCGGUCAUGGACUUUAAGACCCUGUUGGUGACCCGGGACUCCUGCACCUUGAGCUGGAAGAAGCCGCUGACGGACGGAGGAUCUCGCAUCACCUGCUACGUCCUGGAGGUCCUCAACGGAGAAGACAAGUACAAGGAACUCAUGAGGUCGAAGAACAUGCAGUACAGCGCCAAGGACCUGGUGGAGGGACGCGAGUACAACUACAGAGUGAAGGCCGUGAACGACGCCGGGGAGGGCGCCGCAAAGGAGCUCACCGUGACCGCCAAGGACCAGAUCAUCCACCCGAGCCUGGACCUCCGUGAGCUGCCGAACAUGGUGUAUGUGGCCAAAGAGGGCACCACGGUCCGGCUGAAGAUCCCGGUGAUUGGAAAACCCACGCCCAAAGUGACCUGGAAGAAGGGCGAUGACGAGGACCUGACGGACAGCGGGCGAGUCUGCGCCGAGUCCACCGCCGUCAACACCACGCUCCUGAUCCGGGACUGCCAGAGGAGCGACGCCUCCAAAUACGUCAUCACCCUGAGGAACUCUGCCGGCACCAAGGAGUCCACCAUCUUCAUCAGAGUCGUCGGCAAACCCGGCAUCCCCAUUGGCCCCGUGAAGUUCAAGGACGUGACGGCGGAUGGCGCCACCCUCCGCUGGGGCGUACCCAAAGAUGACGGCGGCUCCGAAAUCACGAACUACAUCCUGGACAAGAGGGACUCGAUCACCAACAUGUGGGUGACGGUGUCGUCCGACGUGAAGGAGAACUCCUUCAGGGUGACCGGGCUCCACGAGGGCACAGAGUACAUCUUCAGAGUGAGCGCCGAGAACAAGUACGGCGUCGGAGAGGGACUCAAGUCUGAGCCCUGCGUCGCCAAGCACCCCUUCAAUGUUCCAGACGCUCCUCCUCCUCCUCAGAUCAUGAGCAUGAGGCACGACUCGGCGUAUCUGGCCUGGAUGGACCCCAGGAAGACAGGCGGCUCCCCCAUCACUGGGUACCAUGUGGAGUUUAAGGAGAGGAACAGCAUGUUGUGGAAACGUGCCAGCCCAAACGCGCUCAGGAUGAAAGAGCACAAGGUGACGGGUCUGACCGAAGGCCUGGAGUACGAGUUCAGAGUCAUGGCCAUAAACUUGGCAGGAAUCGGCCGUCCCAGUGCCCCCACCGACCCGCAGGUGGCGCUGGAUCCCAUCGACCCGCCCGGUAAACCCGACGUGGUCUCCAUCACCCGCAGUACAGUGACGCUGCAGUGGACCGAGCCUUUGUCCGACGGCGGGCACAGACUCACCGGGUACAUCGUGGAGCGCCGCGACCUGCCUUCCAAAAUCUGGGGGAAAUGCAACACGGUGAACGUGGUGGACCCAGCGUACACCGUCACCGACCUCCAGGAGGGCUGCAAGUACGAGUUCAGGAUCCGCGCCAAGAACGCCGCCGGCGCCCUGAGCCCCCCGUCUGAGCAGACGGACACCAUCAUCUGCACCGACGAAUACGCCUCUCCGACUAUCAUCAUCGACGCUCAGGUGAAGGAGGGCCUGACGGUGCGCGCCGGCGACACCAUCGUCAUCACCGCCACCAGCAUCCAGGGCAAACCGGCGCCCACAUCCUGCUGGUCCAAGGGUGGCAAGUACUUCAAACCGUCCGACAUCGUCCACAUCGAGGCCACGGAGACCUCGUCCACGCUGUCCCUCAAGUACGCCAGCCGCAAGGACUCCGGCGAGUACACCAUCACCGCCACCAACCCCUUCGGCGUCAAGGAGGAGACGGUGAGCGUGAAGGUGCUGGACGUGCCUGGCGCGCCCGGACCCAUCGAGUGCAGCGGCAUCUCCUCUGAGAAGGUGACGCUCACCUGGACGGCGCCCCUGGAGGACGGUGGAGCUCCGAUUAGACACUACACUCUGGAGAAGCGUGAGACCAGCCGGCUGCUCUGGACCGUCCUGGAGAAGAAGGUCCUGGACUGUCACUACGUCGCUCACAAACUCAUCCAAGGAAACGAGUACUUCUUCAGGGUCCGCGCCGUCAACCAGUACGGCGCCAGCGAGCCUGCCCACUCCGACGCCGUCAAGAUGGUGGACAGAUACGGUCCUCCUGGACCUCCAUCCAAACCUGAGGUGGAGAAAGUGGACGGGCACUCUGCCACUGUGACCUGGCGCCGCCCGGCAGACGAUGGCGGCAGCGACAUCAUCAGCUACUGCGUGGAAAAGAAGGAGAAGAAAGGCAUGAAAUGGGUCCGAGCGUCCAAGAAGCCCGUCACCGAGCUGAGCUUUGAGGUCACCGGCCUCACCGAGGGAGUGGAGUACGAGUUCAGGGUCUCCGCAGAGAACCGCGCCGGGUUUGGAGAGCCCAGCGAGCCGUCCAUGCCCGUCCGCACCAUCGUCGCAGCCUUUCCUCCUGGGCCCCCGGUGAACCCCCGCGUCACCGACACAACCAAAACCACAGCCACUCUGAACUGGGGCAAACCGCUCGACAACGGCGGCAUGGAAGUGACCGGGUACAUCAUUGAGCACCGCAAAGACGGCACAGAGGAGUGGGUGAAGGACACGCCCUCGUCCCCGCUCAGGAUCACGGAGUUUGUGGUGCCUGAGCUCGAGGCCGGAGCCAAAUACUUCUUCAGAAUCAGUGCCGUGAACGCUAAAGGAGUGGGCGAGCCGGCCGAGACGCAGGAGGCCGUGGAGAUCCUGGAGAGAGCCGCCGAACCUGAGUUUGAGCUGGACGUGGAGCUGAGGAGGACUCUGGUGGUGCGCGCCGGCUGCUCCAUUCGGAUGUUCGUCCCCAUUAAAGGACGUCCCUCUCCCAGCGUCACGUGGACCAAAGAGGGAGGACCCGUGACCAGAGCUGUGAUCGACAGCACAGAGUCCUUCACCAUGCUCCUGAUCCCAGAGAGCACGCGCCACGAUGCGGGAAAAUACGAGCUCACUCUGGAGAACGCGUCUGGCAAGAAAACAGCUGAGGUGCACGUGCGCGUGCUGGACUCCCCGGGACCCCCCAUCAACCUGAAACCGGUGAAGAUCGACAAAGAGAGCAUCACUCUGUCCUGGGAGAUGCCGCUCAUAGACGGCGGUUCCAAAAUCACUAAUUACAUCAUCGAGAAGAGAGAGUCCACGCGCAAAGCCUUCGCCACCUGCAUUAUGCACUGCCCCACCACCUCUGUCUGCAUCGGCGAGCUGGGCGAGGGCUGCGAGUACUACUUCAGAGUGUCCGCCGAGAACGAGUACGGCAUCGGAGAGGCGGUCGAGACUUCUGACCCCAUCCGCGCCUCUCAGGCCCCCACCCCUCCCCCCAGCAUCAUCCCCACUGACAUCACCAAGAACUCUGUGAGCCUGGCCUGGACCCGCCCCAAACACGACGGCGGCAGCCGCAUCACCGGCUACGUCCUGGAGGCACAAAAGAAGGGCACAGACCAGUGGGCGCACGUCACCACCGUCAAAACCAUGGACUUCACCGUCAAGAACCUGAACGAAAACGAGGAGUACGUUUUCCGCGUGAUGGCCGUGAACCUGUCAGGCCGCAGCGCGCCGCGCGAGAGCAAACCCAUCACCGUGAAGGAGGCCACCAUGCUGCCAGAGUUUGACCUGCGCUCUGUGUGCCAGAAGACCGUCAUCGCCAAAGCCGGAGAUGACAUCAAAGUGGAGAUCCCUGUGAUGGGCCGUCCCCGUCCCACCGUGUCCUGGCAGAAGGACGGCGGCUCUAUGAAGCUCACGCAAAGGGUCAACGUUGAGACGACUGCCGCCACUGCUGUGCUCAGCAUCGGCGAGUGUAACCGCGGUGACUCCGGCAUCUACACCAUGACCGGAAAGAACAUCGCCGGAAGCGUGUCAGAAAACCUCAUUGUCAAAGUGCACGAUGUCCCCGGCCCUCCCAAGGGACCCGUGAAGAUCGUGGAGAUCUCCAGAACCUACUGUGUGUUCUCCUGGGAGCCGCCUGAGAACGACGGUGGCGUUCCCAUCAAUAACUACGUGGUGGAGAUCAGAGACACAACGUCACAGACCUGGACCGAGCUCUCCGCCUCCAUCAUCCGCACCGCCUUCAAAGCCGUGCGCCUCAACACCGGCUCCGAGUAUCAGUUCAGAGUCAAAGCCAAGAACAGGUACGGCGCCGGGCCGCCCAUCACCUCAGAGGCCGUGGUCGCCGCUUACCCCUUCAAAGCUCCCGGACCCCCUGGCACGCCACACGUGGUGGCCUUCACCAAAGACUCCAUCACCGUGGGCUGGAACGAGCCCGUGUCGGACGGUGGCAGCGAGGUGCUGGGGUACCACGUGGAGCGGAAGGAGCGCAGCAGCAUCAUCUGGACCAAGAUCAGCUCCAGCAUGGUCAAAGGAAACAUCUUCAAGUCCAGCGGCCUGGAGGACGGCGUAGCUUACGAGUUCAGAGUCACCGCUGAGAAUCUGGCUGGCAUUGGCAAACCCAGCAAAGCCUCCGAGGCCAUCCUCGCCCUGGACCCCGUGGACCCCCCCGGCCAACCAGAGCCUGUGUUUGUCAAUAAGAAUGUCAUCACCAUCCAAUGGACAAAGCCCGAGUACGACGGCGGCUUCAAGAUCACCGGCUACACGGUGGAGAAGAAGGAGCUGCCAGACGGGCGCUGGAUCCGCGCCAACUUCACCAACAUCAUGGAGACACAGUUCACCGUGAGUGGCCUGACGCAGGACGCCUCCUACAAGUUCAGGGUCAUCGCCCGGAACUCAGCGGGCGCCGUGAGCGUGCCCUCGGACCCAUCCGACCCAAUCACCUGCCGCGACGAUAUCGUGGAGCCGCGCAUCAUGGUGGACGCCGUGUUCAGAGACGUGGUGCAGCUGAAGGCCGGAGAGUCGUUCAAACUGGACGCGGACAUCGCGGGGCAACCCACACCCUCCAUGGUUUGGACCAAGAACGGCAAAGAGGUGGAGAACACCCUGAAACUGGAGGUGCGCUUCACAGAGCUCACCACCACGCUCACCAACAAAGACUCGGUGAGAGCAGACGGAGGAGAGUUUGUCCUCACCGCCACCAAUGUGGGCGGCUUCGCCAAACACAUCUUCAAAGUCAAAGUCCUGGACCGUCCCGGGCCCCCAGUGGGACCACUCAAAGUGUCCGACGUCACGGCUGAUAACUGCGUUGUCGCCUGGGAGCCUCCAGCCGACGAUGGCGGUGCCAAGAUUGAGGGCUACGUUAUUGAGAAGCGUGAGUCGAGCCGCCUGGUCUGGACCAGCGUGGCCUCGGAUCUGCAGGUCACGCAGUUCAAAGUCACCAAACUGCUCAAAGGAAAUGAGUACAUCUUCAGAGUCAUGGCCCUGAACAAAUACGGCCUGGGAGAGGCCCUGGAGUCAGAGCCCACCAUCGCAGACAACCCCUACACCGUCCCCGACCCGCCCGAAAACCCAGAGGUCACCGCCAUCACCAAAGACUCUAUGGUCCUCAUGUGGCAGGAGCCGAAGAGCGACGGAGGCACCCCUAUCACGCACUACAAUGUGGAGAGGAAGGACCGCAUCGGCCUGCGCUGGGUCAAGUGCAACAAGAGGAAAGUGAAGGAGCUGCAGUUCAGAGUGGGCGGGCUCAUCCCCGGACAUAUGUACGAGUUCAGAGUGACGGCAGAGAACGCGGCUGGCAUCAGCGCUCCCAGCGUCUCCAGCCCCUUCUACAAAGCCACAGAUGCCCUGUAUGUGCCUGGUGCUCCCUGCAACCCCAGAGUUCUCGACACUACCAAGUCCUCGAUCACUGUGGCCUGGAACAAACCCGUGUACGACGGCGGCUCCGAGGUCACCGGCUACGUGGUGGAGACCUGCAUCCCCUGUGAAAAAGAGGAGGAAGAGGAGUGGACCAUCAGGACACCGAAGGAGGGUCUGAAGGCCACGAGCUUCACCAUCCUGGACUUGAAGGAGAACCAGGAGUACAAGAUUCAGAUCUCUGCCCUGAACAGCGAGGGCAUGGGUGAGGCUGCCGCCGUGCCCGAAAACCCCAAAGCUGAGGACCGCCUGCUGCCACCCGAGAUGGACCUGGACUUGGAGCUCCGAAAGGUGGUAAGCCUCAGAGCCUGCUGCUCGCUGCGCCUGUUCGUCCCCAUCAGAGGGCGCCCCACUCCCACUGCCAAAUGGACCAAAGAGGAGGGAGAGCCCGUGGAGAGAGCCACCAUCGACACCACCUCUUCCUACACCUUGCUGGUCAUCGAGAAUGUGAACCGCUUCGACAGCGGGAAAUACAACCUCACUGUGGAGAACAGCUCCGGCUCCAAGACGGCCACGGUCCAAGUGCGCGUCUUGGACACCCCAAGUGCCCCUCAGAACCUGAAGAUCACAGCCGUGACCUUCCAUUCCGUCACGCUCACCUGGGAUCCUCCCACCAAUGACGGAGGCGUCAAAAUAAAGAAUUACAUCGUGGAGAAGCGUGAGUCCACCAGAAAGGCCUAUGCCACGGUCAAAGCCAACUGCCACAGCACUACCUUCACCGUGGAGCAGCUGCUUGAGGGCUGCAACUACUACUUCAGAGUCCUGGCUGAGAACGAGUACGGCAUCGGUCUCCCCAUCGAGACCAUCGAGUCCGUCAAAGUGUCUGAGAAACCGCAGCCUCCGGGAAAGAUCGUCCUGAAGGACGUGACGAAGAGCAGUGUGACCUUGGCGUGGGAGAAGCCAGUGCACGACGGUGGCUCCAGAGUCGGCUGCUACGUGGUGGAGGUUCAGCCCAAAGGUGUUGAGAAAUGGACCCAGGCGCUGAUCGUCAAGGAGACCGAGGCCACCAUCAGUAACCUGAACGCCGGCGAGGAGUACAUGUUCCGUGUAGCUGCCAGGAACGAGAAAGGCACAAGCGACCCGCGGCAGAUUGGUGUCCCUGUCAUUGUCAAAGACCUGGUCAUUGCUCCAGAUGUGAAGAUGCUGUUCAACACCUUCAGCGUCCUCGCCGGAGAGGACCUCACCAUCGACAUCCCAUAUGUGGCUCGGCCCAAAGCCGCCGUGUCCUGGGUCAAAGACGGGGUUCCGCUGAAGAGAACCACCAGGGUGAACUUCAGCGCCACAGAAACUAUGCUAAACCUGAACAUUAAAGAAGCCACCAGAGAUGACGUGGGACAUUACCUGAUCACUCUGACCAACACUGCCGGAGAGACCAAAGCCGAGAUGGGAGUGGUGGUCCUGGACAAGCCGGGCCCGCCCACAGGUCCGGUCAAAGUGGAGGAGGUGACGUCCGACAGCAUCAGCAUCUCCUGGAGCCCGCCCGACUACGAAGGAGGUUGCACCGUCAAACACUACAUUGUAGAGAAGAGAGACACGUCCACCACCACAUGGGCCAUGGUGUCCCCCAACCUCGCGCGCACCAAAGUGAAGGCCAGCAGGCUGAAGACCGGGUCCGAGUACCAAUUCAGGAUCACAGCCGAGAACAGAUAUGGCAAAGGCCCGGCGCUGCUGUCCGAGUGCAUCACUGCACAGUAUCCCUACAAGCUGCCCGGACCUCCAGGUACUCCCAACAUCGCCUCCUGCACCAAAGACACGAUGGUGGUGGCCUGGAACGAGCCGGUGAACGAUGGCGGCAGUGCCAUCCUGGGGUAUCACCUGGAGCGCAAAGAGAGGAACAGCAUCCUGUGGGUGAAGCUCAACAAGUCCCUGAUAACAGAUCAGACCUUCAAAACCACCGGCCUGGAGCCCGGUCUGGAGUACGAAUACCGCGUCUACGCAGAGAACAUUGUCGGCAUCGGCAAAGUCAGCAAAGUGUCAGAGGGCGUCGUGGCGAGGGACCCCUGCGAUCCUCCGGGAACUCCUGAGGCGACAAAGAUCACCAAGGACUCUGUGACGAUCAUCUGGACCAAACCAGAGUACGACGGCGGAGCCAAAGUCACAGGUUACAUCGUAGAGAAGAAGGAGCUGCCCGAGGGCCGUUGGCUCAAAGCCAACUUCACAAACGUCAUCGAGACAGAAUACGUCGCCACCGGACUUGUCCCUGAUAACCAGUACGAGUUUAGAGUGAUCGCGCGAAACGCAGCUGGAGUAUUCAGUCUGCCUUCCUACAGCACCGGUCCCAUCACCGCCAAAGACGAGAUCGAACCGCCGCGCCUCAGCAUCGACCCCGAGUACACGCAGACGCUCGUCGUCAACGCUGGAGACAGCUUCAAGAUUGACGCAGAUGUGCACGGGAAACCGCUGCCCUCCAUCCACUGGAUGAUGGGAGAACACGAGCUGGGCAACACCAUCCACAGGGAGAUCAAGAAUCUGCCCACAAAGGCGUUUAUCUCAGUGAAAGAGGCAAAACUGUCCGACGGAGGAGAGUACACGCUGCUGCUCAGGAACCCCGGAGGAGAGAAGUCCGUGAAGGUGAACGUGGUGGUUCUAGACAAACCUGGCGAGCCACAGGGACCUGUAAAUGUGACUGGAAUCAUGAACGACCGCUGCAGCAUCUCGUGGAAGGCCCCGCUUCAGGACGGCGGCUCAAAAAUCUCACACUACAUCGUGGAGAGACGCGAGACCAGCCGCCUCGUGUGGACCGUGAUCGACCCCAAGGUGGAGAACACCUGCCUGAAAGUAACCAAACUCCUGGAGGGAGAUGAGUACAUCUUCAGGAUCAGAGCCGUGAACCAGUUUGGUAUUGGCGCUCCUCUGGAGUCCGGUCCCGUCCUCAUCAAAGACCCAUAUCUGCCACCAGGAGCACCUAGAGCCCUGGAAGUCUCAGACAUUAAGAAGGAUUCUAUGGUGCUGACGUGGGAGGCUCCCUCUGAAGAUGGAGGCAGCCCCAUCACUGGCUACAUCAUUGAGAAACACGACAAAGACGGUGUGAGGUGGACACGCUGCAACAGAGGCACCGUCACCGACCUGACCUUCAGAGUGACUGGGCUUUUGGAGAGCCACAUCUACGAGUUCAGAGUCGCCGCUGAAAAUGCCAUUGGCGUUGGAGAGGCCAGUUCCCCCACUGUCUUCUUCAGAGCUGUGGACCCCGUGUUCAAACCGGGCCCUCCACAUAACCCCAGAGUCCUGGACACCUCCAAGUCCAGCGUGUUUCUGUCCUGGGGCAAGCCGGCAUGCGACGGCGGCUGUGAGAUCCAGGCUUACAUCGUGGAGUGUUGCACUGCUACAGCUCCAGUUGAACCUGCUCCAGAGGCUCCUGCAGAGGAGGCCGCCACCCCAGAGGCUCCCGCCGAGGAGUGGGUCAUGUGCACACCGCCCGCCGGCAUUAAACACACCAAAUAUGAGGUCACAAGCCUGAAGGAAAACCAGGCCUACAAGUUCAGAGUCUGCGCUGUGAACAAAGUGGGCGUAGGCGAAGCAGCGGACGUGUCCGGCAUCAUCGUGGCUCAGGACAAACUCGAGGAGCCCGACCUUGACAUUGACCCUGAACUCCGCAACAUCGUUUCCAUCAAAGCUGGCGCUUCUCUCAGACUCUUCAUCCCUAUCAAAGGCCGUCCCACUCCCACCGUGAAAUGGGGCAAAGACGAAGCACCGCUGAAGGAGACGGCACAAGUGGAGAUCACGAGCAGCUACACAUCUCUUGUCAUCGACAAAAUGAGUCGCAAUGACAGCGGCAAAUACUCUAUCACGGUCGAGAAUGCCAGUGGAACCAAGUCUGCCUACAUUGUGGUGCGGGUCCUGGACACGCCGAGCGCCCCCGUCAACCUUAAGGUCCAGGAGAUUACAAACCAAUCGGUCACUCUGGCCUGGGAACCACCUCUUCUGGAUGGAGGCUCUAAGAUCAAGAACUACAUUGUGGAAAAGAGAGAGAGCACCCGUAAGACCUAUGCCGCCGUGGUCACAAACUGCCACGCUCUGUCCUGGAAGGUGGAGCCUCUGCAGGAGGGCUGCAGCUACUACUUCCGAGUCCUGGCGGAGAACGGUCAUGGCGUGGGGCUACCCGCCAUCAUCGUGGACCCUCUGAAGGUCUCAGAGGUGCCCCAGUGCCCUAAGAACCUGAUUGUGACGGACCAGACCAAGACCAGCAUCUCUCUGGCCUGGGAGAAGCCGGAGUAUGACGGCGGCAGCAGAGUGCUGCAGUAUCUGCUGGAGGUGCAGCUCAAAGGGCAGGAGAAGUGGAACGGUGUCAACACAUUUAAGACAAUGGAGGCCACAGUGUCCAACCUGAACCCAGGUGAAGAGUACCUGUUCAGAGUCACCGCCAUCAAUGACAAGGGCAAGAGUGACCCCCGUGUCCUGUCCGGUCCCGUCAUGACCAAAGAUCUGGUGAUCGAGCCCGACGUGCGCCCGGCCUUCAGCAACUACAGCGUCCAUGUCGGGAAGGACCUGAACGUGGUGGUGCCGGUGAUCGGCCGCCCUAAACCUGUGGUGAGCUGGAGCAAAGACGGAGCGCCUCUGAAGUUCACCACACGCGUGAACAUUGUGAACACGAAUGGCACAACCGCACUCAGCAUCAAAGAGGCGGCAGGAGAUGAUGGCGGCAUGUACACCGUCAGCGCCACAAACACAGCCGGAAAGAAGGACACCUCUAUCGAGAUCAUCGUCCUGGACAAGCCAGGUCCUCCCUCAGGCCCCGUGAAGUUCACCGAGAUCACGACUCAGAGCGUCACUCUCUCCUGGGACCCGCCCAAACACAACGGCGGCUGCCAGAUCUCAAAUUACAUCAUUCAGAAGAGAGACACAACCACCACCGUCUGGGAGAACGUCAGCAUCAACUGUGCCAGGACCUGCAUCAAAGUGAGCCGCCUCAAGACCGGUGCCGAGUACCAGUUCAGGAUCAUCGCUCAGAACAAAUAUGGAAAGAGCCAUGGCCUGGAUUCCCCGACUGUGGUGGCCCAGUACCCGUACAGAGAGCCCGGUCCCCCUGGCACUCCCUUCAUCGCUUCCCUGUCCCGCGACCACCAGGUGGUGGAGUGGCACGAACCCAUCUCCGACGGAGGCUCCCCAGUCCUGGGAUAUCACCUGGAGAGGAAGGAGAGGAACAGCAUCCUGUGGGUGAAGAUCAACAAGACUCUGAUCCAUGAGACCACGUUCAAGAGCUACCCGCUGGAGGAGGGUAUAGAGUACGAGUACCGCGUCUACGCUGAGAAUAUCGUCGGCAUCGGCCGCUGCAGCAAAGUGUCUGAGGGCUGCGUGGCACGUGACCCGUGCGACCCGCCCGGUCAGCCCGAGCCUAUCCAUGUCACCAAAGACACCAUCGUGAUUCAGUGGACCAAACCCGAGUACGAUGGCGGUAGCAACAUCACCGGCUACACAGUGGAGAAACGCGACCUGCCUGAGGGACGCUGGGUCAGAGCCAACUUCACCAACGUCAUCGAGACACAGUUCACCGUCACCGGCCUCACGGAGAAUGCUCAGUACGACUUCAGAGUCAUCGCCAAGAACGCCGUGGGCACCGUCAGCAAACCGUCCUUCAACAGUGGCCCUAUCACUGCCAGCGACAGCAUAGAGGCGCCCAAAUACUCCAUCGACCCCGAGUUCACAAAGACCAUCAUCAUUAACGCUGGAGAGACGUUUAAACUGGACGCAGACGUGCGCGGUAAACCCCCUCCCACAAUGCAGUGGUUUAAGGAUGAGAAACCAAUCGAAAACACGCUGAGACUCGAGAUCAAAAACUCAGAGACUCGCGCCAUGAUCGUGAUCAAAGACUGUGUGCGCAUCGACGGAGGGAUGUAUGUGCUGCAGCUCACUAAUGAGGCCGGCGCCGAGACCAUCCCCUUUAAAGUCGUGGUUUUGGACAGGCCCAGCAUCUGCGAGGGACCCCUGCACGUGACCGGGGUGGCCGAGGACAGGUGCACGCUCGCCUGGCGGGCGCCACUCCAUGACGGCGGCAGUGCGGUCACUCACUAUGUCAUCGAGCGCAGAGAGACGAGCCGAUUGGCCUGGACUGUGGUCAGCAGCAGCUGCACCGCCCCCUGCUACAAAGUCACCAAACUGCUGGAAGGAAAUGAGUACACGUUCCGCGUGAUGGCCGUGAACAAGUAUGGCACCAGCGAGCCUCUGGAGUCCGAGAAUGUCAUCAUGAGAACUCCGUUUGUGGCACCAGGACCGCCGCACAUCGAGGAUGUGUCUCACAUCGCACGUGAUGGAAUGACCAUCGUAUGGACCGCCCCCGAAUCUGAUGGAGGCAGCGAGAUCACCGGUUACAUCAUCGAGAAGAAGGACCGAGCCGGAAUCAAAUGGACCAGAUGCAACCGACAGAAAGUGACCGACCUGUCCUUUAGGGUGACCGGGCUGAGCACAGGGCACGAGUACGAGUUCAGAGUCUCUGCAGAGAACAUUGUUGGCACUGGAGAGCCCAGUCUGCCCAGCUCCUACUACAGAGCCUGCGACCCCAAGUUCAAGCCCAGCGCUCCAAGCUACAUCAACGUCAUUGACUCCACCAAGACCUCCCUUUCUCUGGCCUGGGGCAAACCGGCGUCCGAUGGCGGCAGUCCCAUCCAGGGCUACAUUGUGGAGGUGUGCAAAGCUGAGGAGGAGGAGUGGACCAUGGUCACUCCCGCCACCGGCCUUAGACUCAACAAAUAUGAGAUCACAAAGCUGGCGGAGGGACAGGAGUACAAGGUCCAAGUGUGUGCUCUGAAUAAACUGGGCGUGGGUGAACCGGCUGUCCUCUCCGGCACCGCAAAGACCGAAGACCGAGUGGAACCUCCACAGAUUCACUUGGACUCCGAGCUCAGGAAGGGCAUUGUGGUGAAAGCCGGCGCCUCCGUCAGAAUCCACGUCCCAUUCAAGGGCCGUCCGCUGCCCGAGAUCAAGUGGAGCAAAGACGAGGGCGACCUGCCAGAGAGGGCGGUGGUGGAGAAGGCUCUGACCUUUACACAGCUGUCCAUCGACUCCAGCGACAGAAACGACUCCGGGAAAUACGCUCUGAGUCUCACCAACAGCAGCGGCACAGUGUCUGAGGUGGUGUCUGUCAAAGUUCUGGACACGCCCUCCGCGCCACUCAACCUUGUCGUCAAAGACGUCAAAACUGACUCUGUGACACUGGUGUGGGACGCGCCGCUCGUUGACGGAGGCUCCAAAAUCAAAAACUAUGUCAUCGAUAAACGUGAAUCCACCAGAAAGGCCUACGCCAACGUCUCCACCAAAUGCACAAAGACCACAUUCAAAGUGGAGAACCUGAUCGAGGGCGCCAUGUACUACUUCAGAGUGUCCGCAGAGAAUGAGUUUGGAGUGGGACAGUCGGUGGAAACUAAGACUGCCUCCAAAGCCGCCGAAGUGCCGCUGCCGGUGGGAAAGAUCUAUCUGACCGAUGUGACUAAAGUCAGUGCAACUUUGGCCUGGGAGAAGCCAGAGCACGACGGAGGAAGCAGAAUCGGAGGUUACCUCAUCGAGAUGCUGCCCAAAGGAACUGACAAAUGGGGCGUGGCAGCAAACGUGAAGACCUGCGAGGGCACCGUGAAAGGCCUGACUGCCGGAACAGAGUACAUGUUCAGAAUCAUUGCUUACAAUGACAAAGGCAAGAGCGAGCCCAAAGCCUUAGCUGCUCCCGUGAUCGCCGCAGACAUGACGAUGGAGCCCAGCAUCAAACUGCAGUUCAACAGUUACACCGUCCUCUCAGGGAAAGACCUGAAGCUGGAGUUCCCAGUCAUCGGACGCCCCAAACCCAAAGUCACAUGGACCAAAGACGGGCAGCCACUCAAAGUCACCUCCAGAGUUAACGUGGUCAACACAGAAAGCACCACCUCCAUCUCCAUCACAGAGGCCUGUAAAGAUGAUCUUGGCAAAUACACCAUCACCGCCACCAACUCUGCCGGCUCUGCCACGGAGGAGGUGUCUGUGAUCAUCCUGGACAAACCUGGCCCACCCAAAGGCCCUGUGAAAGUGCUGGAAGUGAGCAAUACAUUUGUGAAUCUCGCCUGGGAACCGCCAGAGUACACGGGAGGCUGCCAGGUCAAAAACUACAUUGUGGAGAAACGUGACACGACAACACAGACAUGGCAGCCUGUCACCGCACAGCUCGCCAGAACGGCUUUCAAAGUCACCAAACUGAAGACGGGCGCUGAGUACCAGUUCAGAAUCAUCGCAGAGAACAGGUACGGAAAGGGAGUGCCUCUGGACUCCAAGGCUAUUGUGGUUCAGUACCCGUACAAACCACCAGGGCCCCCCGGAACACCCUACAUCAAAUCUGCCACAAAGGAAAUGAUGAUUGUGGAGUGGAACGAGCCGGUGAACGACGGAGGCAGCCCUGUGAUUGGCUACCACCUCGAGAGCAAAGAACGAAGUAGCAUUCUGUGGAAUAAACUCAACAAGACGCUCAUCGCCGACACGCAGUUCAAGAUCUGUAAUCUGGAGGAAGGAAUUGGCUACGAGUUCAGAGUGUACGCCGAGAACAUUGUCGGAAUCGGCCGCUGCAGUAAAGUGUCCGAAUCCUUUGUUGCCCGUGAUCCUUGCGAUCCUCCCGGCGCUCCUGAAGCUGUGACCAUCUCCAAAAACCUGAUCAAGAUCCAGUGGACCAAACCACAGUACGACGGCGGCAGCAAAGUGACCGGAUACAUCGUGGAGAGGAAGGACCUGUCGUCUCCCGACGGGCACUGGGUCAGAGCAAACUUCACUAACAUUGCAGACACCGAGUACACCGUCACUGGCCUGACCGAGGGAGAGCAGUACGACUUUAGAGUCAUUGCCAGAAAUGCAGCCGGAGUUUUCAGUGAACCGUCCGACAGCUCUGGACCCAUCACUGCCACAGACGAAAUCGAGCCUCCGCGCGCCUCCAUGGACCCCAAAUACAAGGACGUCAUUGUGGUGAACGCCGGUGAGAACUUGGUGCUAGAUGCUGAUGUUUACGGCAAGCCUUUCCCUGAGAUCAGCUGGCACAAAGAGGGCAAGGAGAUGGAUAAAGCUCUGCGUAUUGAGGUGAAACUCGCCUUGAAGCGUGCUUCCGUCACCAUUAAAGAUGUGACCAAACUCGACAGCGGAAACUACGAUCUUGUGCUGAAAAAUCUCGGAGGCACAAAGAACUUCCCCAUUGUUGUUAAAGUCCUGGACAAACCAGGCGCUCCUGCCGGGCCCAUGAAGGUGACAGGUGUGAUGUCUGACCGUUGCACACUCUCCUGGGCUCAGCCCACUCUUGAUGGAGGUGCUCCCAUCACACACUACAUGCUGGAGAAGAGAGAGACCAGCCGACUCUCCUGGACUGUGGUCGCACCCAAAAUCGAUGGACUUUUCUACAAGGUCAAGAACUUGCUUCCGUCUGAAGAAUACAUCUUCAGAGUGAGAGGUGUGAACAAAUACGGCAUCGGUGACUUCCUGGAGAGUGAACCCAUCAUUGCCCGUAACCCGUACAAACCCCCGAGUGCCCCGGGUACCCCUGAGGCCAGUGAAAUCACAAAGGAUUCCAUGCUCCUGUCCUGGUCUGCCCCAGAGCAAAUCGGUGGAGCAGAGAUCCAGAGCUAUCACCUGGAGAAGCGAGACAAAGACAGCGUGAGAUGGACCAAAUGCAACAGAGAGAAGCUCCUGGAGACCAGCUUCAGAGUGACCGGUCUGAUGACCGACCACUUCUACGAGUACCGCGUCGCGGCAGAAAACGAGGCGGGCAUGGGAGACCUGAGCGAGCUGUCUCUCUUCUACAGAGCAUGCAACGCUCUUACUCCCCCUGGACCCCCACACCAUCCUAAAGUCAUAGACUACUCCAAGACUUCAGUGUCCCUGUCCUGGGGUAAACCUGACUUCGAUGGAGGUGCCUACAUUAAGGGAUACAUCGUGGAAAUGAGGGAGUACACGCCAAUCCCUGAAGAAACGGAGGAGGCAGAGGUGGCUCCUGCAGUUGAACAAAUUGUGGAGAAAGAAUGGUCCAUGUGCACUCCCCCUACUGGAAUCCAAGCCACAAAACUCACCAUCACAGACCUGAAGGAGGGAGGAGAGUACCAGUUCAGAGUGUGUGCCAUAAACUCAGAGGGCGUGGGUGAAGCUGCCAGUGUCCAUGGCACUGUGGUUACCUCAUCCCGCGCCGAAGCCCCAGAGAUGGAGCUGGACGCUGACCUGAGGAAGGUGGUGUCUGUGCGCGCCGGUGGAACUCUACGUCUGUUUGUGACAAUCAGAGGACGCCCGGAGCCUGCAGUGAAAUGGGAGAAGGUAGAGGGCACUCUCACAGACCGCGCCGCGAUCGACACCACCAGCUCCUACACCAUGUUGGUCAUCGAUAAUGUGAACAGGUUUGACAGUGGCAAGUACUCACUCACACUGGAGAACAGCAGUGGAUCCAAGUCUGCUGUGGUUGCCGUGAGAAUCCUGGACACUCCGAGCGCGCCGCAGAACUUUGCCGUCAAGGAACUGAAGAAGGACUCUAUCACUCUGGCCUGGGACACACCUCUGACUGACGGAGGCUCCAAGAUCACAAACUACAUUGUGGAGAAGAGAGAAUCUGUGCGUAAAGUCUACACAACUGUCACCAGCAACUGCACGGCCAACUCCUUCAAGAUUGAAGAGCUGCCCGAAGGAGGAACCUUCUACUUCAGAGUGUGCGCCGUUAACGAGUACGGACAGGGCCAAAGCGUCGAGACCAAAGAGAUCAAGAUUUCAGAAGUACCUCUGCCCCCGAACAAAGUCUCUCUCGUGGAUCAGACCAAGACCAGCGUGUCUUUGGCCUGGGAGAAACCAGCCCACGAUGGAGGCAGCAAAGUCAUGUGCUACAAUGUGGAAUUCAAGCCAAAGAGCGGAGACAAAUGGGGCACAGCCUGCACCGUCAAAGUCCUAGAGGCCACAGUGGCCAACCUGACACCCAACGAAGCGUAUCUGUUCAGAGUCGUGGCCAUUAACGAGAAGGGCAAGAGCGAGCCCAAAGACCUGGGGCUGCCGGUCAUCGCCAAGGACGUGGACAUUGAGCCCUCAGUAAACCUGCUGUUCCACGCUUACAGCGUCAAAGCCAAAGAUGACCUGACCAUCGAGGUGCCAGUGAGAGGCAGACCCAAACCUGUCGUCUCCUGGAAGAAAGAUGGCCUACCUCUGAAGCAGACCUCCUCCGUGACCAUCUUGAACACAGCCACCUCUUCAAAGAUCGUGAUCAAAGAGGCCAGCCGGGAGCACAUGGGCAAAUACGAGAUCACUCUGGCCAACAGCGGAGGAACGGUCUCCACGGACAUCACUGUUGUUGUCCUGGACAAACCCGGACCUCCUAAAGCCAUCAAAGUGGAUGCUGUCACCUCUGACAGCAUCACUCUGUCCUGGUCUCCACCCGAAUACGACGGCGGCUGCUCCAUCAGCCACUACAUCGUGGAGAAGAGGGACACCAACUCCCAGGAGUGGCAGAUGGCUGCCGGGAAUGUGGCCAGAACGGCCUUCAAAGCUGGGCGUCUCACUCACGGAUCAGAGUACCAGUUCCGCAUUUACGCUGUGAACAGAUAUGGAAAGAGCACAUACCUGGACUCACCCGGAAUCACAGCUCAAUACACCUUCAAACUGCCUGGACCUCCUUCCACUCCCAUCGUGAAACUGGCCACCAAGUCCUUCAUGAUCGUGACAUGGAACGAGCCGGUGAACGAUGGUGGCAGCCCUGUGCUGGGCUACCAUCUGGAGAGGAAGGAACGCACGAGCAUCCUCUGGACCAAGAUGAACCGCGGCAUGAUCAAAGACACAGAGUUCAAGGUGAGCGGCGUGGACGAGGGUAUGAUGUAUGAAUACCGUGUUUACGCAGAGAACAUCGCUGGCAUUGGUAAAAGCAGCAAAGCCUGCGAGGCCGUAGCAGCCAGAGACCCGUGCGACCCCCCGGGAACACCCGUAGUAACGGCCGUGACCAGGUCCUCUGUGUCUCUGUCCUGGGACAAACCCGAAUACGACGGUGGUGCCAAAGUGUCCGGCUACGUCAUUGAGCGUAGAGACCUGCCCGAAGGACGCUGGACCCGCUGUAACUUCACCAAUGUGGCCGAGACGCACUACGAUGCCACCGGCCUCACUGAGAACAGCCAGUACGACUUCAGAGUCAUCGCCAAGAACGCUGCCGGACUCUUCAGCGAGCCCUCAGACAACACCGGGCCAAUCACAGUCAAGGACGACGUGGACCCGCCCCGCAUCAUGAUAGACGUGAAGUACAGGGAGACGGUGAAGGUGAAAGCUGGAGAGACGCUGAGAAUCAGUGCCGACCUGGCCGGACGUCCUGCCCCCGUCGUCUCGUGGACCAAAGAUGGAAAAGAGAUUGAGCUGAGAGCCAGGAUCCAGAUCGUGUCCACAGACACAAGCACCGCUGUCGUGGUGAAGGACUGUAUCCGUCGUGACUCUGGUCAGUACGUCCUCACGCUGCAGAACAUCGCCGGGACGGUCACCAUGCCCAUUAACUGCGUGGUCAUGGACAAACCCGGGCCCUGCGCCGGGCCUCUUCAGAUCACCGGUCUCACGGCCGAGGCCUGCACUCUGUCCUGGGGCCCGCCACAGGAAGCCGGAGGAGAAAAGAUCACACACUAUGUGGUGGAGAGAAGAGAGACCAGCCGUUUGGCCUGGACCAUGAUCAAAGGAGACAUCACAAAGACCUUCUACAAGGUGAAGGGGCUGCUGAAAGGAGAGGAGUACAUGUUUAGGGUGCUCGCCGUGAGCAAACUUGGCACCGGAGAGCCUCUGGUGAGUGACCUUGUCAAGAUCACCGACCCCUUCACCAUCCCCACAGCGCCCCUGAGCGUUGACGUCACCGACAUCACCGGAGACGCCAUGACCCUGACCUGGUGCAAACCUGUGGCGGAUGGAGGCAGCCCCGUGAUCGGGUACGUGAUUGAGCGCAGAGAAAAGACCGGCAUGCGCUGGGUCCGUGUCAACAGGGACCUGGUGACUGAGUGCACGGCCGUUGUCACCAAACUGAGGAAAGGCUGUGAGUACGACUUCAGAGUGUACGCCGAGAACGCCGCCGGCCUCAGCCCGCCCAGCGAACAGUCUGCCACCUUCAGGGCCGCAGAUCCUCUGGUCAUUCCCUCUCCUCCCACCAAACCCAAGAUCAUAAACUCCACUAAAGAUUCCAUCUCCAUCGUGUGGAAGCCCCCCACUGAGGACGGCGGAGCACCUGUCCUGGGCUACAGCGUCGAGUACAGAGAGUACAUCCCUAAACCCCAGCCAGAGGAGGACGAGGAGGAGUACGAAGAGGAGGAAGAGGAGGAGUCUCCUGAGGAGCUGGCACGGUGGACUGAGGCCAUCGCUCUGACCAAGAGCCUGGAGUUCACCGUGAGCGGCCUGAAGACCGAUGCUCAGUACGAGUUCUGUGCCAAAGCCGUGAAUAAAAUCGGCGCGAGCAGCCGUAGCCCGUACUCUGAGCCCGCCGCCGCCAUGGACCGCACCUGUGAGCCCGCCUUUGACGUGGACAUCGAGAUGAGGAAAGUGCUGAUGGUCAAACACGGUGCCGCUUUCACCCUGAAUGUGCCCUUCAGAGGAAACCCCGCCCCCACAGCGGAAUGGACCAAGGAGGGAGUGGACCUGAAGGUCAGAGGAACCAUAGACUCCACAGAGUCCCACACUAAACUCACCAUCGACAAAGCCACCAGAAACGACUCAGGUGAAUACAUCGUCACCAUCACUUCGCCUCUCGGCACCGCCACACUGCCCAUGGUGGUUAAGGUCCUGGAUUCGCCUGGACCGCCCAUGAACGUGAAGGUGUCUGCGGUGACCCGCGACUCCGCCACACUCACCUGGGAGCCGCCGGAGAACGACGGAGGAGACGCGGUGAAGGCGUAUCACGUGGAGAAGAGAGAGGCCAGCAAAAAGGCCUGGGUCUGCGCCACAAGCAACUGCCACGAGCUGAGCUACCGCGUGGAGGACCUGCAGGAGGGAGCCAUCUACUACUUUAGAGUCAUAGGAGAGAAUGAGUAUGGCGUGGGAGUGCCCCAGGAGGCCAAGGCCGGCACCAAGAUCACAGAGGUGCCCACGGCGCCGCUGAAGCUCGGUGUGGUGAAUGUGACCAAAGACAGUGUGACCAUCGGCUGGACCCGGCCCGAGUACGACGGAGGCAGCCGUGUGAGCGGGUACCUCAUUGACGCCCUGGAGAAGGGUCAAACCAAGUGGGUCAAAUGUGCCACCGUGCGCACCAUGAACCACACCAUCAAGAACCUGCGCGAGGGAGCUGAGUACUUCUUCAGAGUGAGAGCCGAGAACCACGCCGGCCUCAGCGAAGCCAAGGAGAUGAUCGUCCCUGUGCUGGUCAAAGAGAUCCAAGAAGCCCCAGAGUUCGACCUGAAGAACUAUCCCAAACACACAGUGUACGUCAAAGCCGGGUCCGACCUGAGCUUUGAGAUCCCUCUGACCGGACGCCCUCAGCCCAAAGUGGCUCUGUCCAGAAACAAUGUGGCCAUCAAGGCUUCAGACAAGAGGCUGACUGCAGAGGUGACGCCGGACAGUGUGGUCAUCUCUCUCACCGAGGCCAUCUCCAAAGAUGCCGGCAAGUAUGAGAUCACCGCAUCCAAUGCCGGCGGCACCACCAAAAUCAGCUUCACCUUUGUGGUCAUGGACAAGCCCGGCCCGCCCAUCGGCCCCGUGGAGGUCGGAGAAGUGGGGGAGACCAGCGUGUUCCUGAAGUGGACACCUCCCGAGUACGACGGCGGCAGUCCCGUGACGCAUUACGUCGUCUUAAAGAGAGAGACCAGCACUCCAGCCUGGACCGAAGUCACCACCAACGUCGCCCGCAGCGCCAUCAAAGCCACCAAACUGACCAAAGGCGAGGAGUACCAGUUCAGAAUCAAAGCUGUGAAUCGCUACGGCGUCAGCGACCACAUCGACAGCAAACCCGUCAUGAUCAAACUGCCCUACACCAUCCCCGGACCCCCGUCCACACCCUGGCUCUCGCUGGUGUCCAGAGAAAGCCUGACCGUGUGUUGGAACGAGCCUGUGGCUGAUGGUGGAAACCCCGUGUUUGGGUACCACCUCCACAUGAAGGAGCGCAGCAGCAUCCUGUGGCAGAAAGUCAACAAGACCGCCAUCCCCGGAAACCAGUGGCGCGUCACCAACAUCCUGCCCGGCAUGAUCUACGAGUUCAAGGUGGCGGCCGAGAAUGCCGCCGGCAUCGGCAAAAUGAGCAAGACCUCCGAGGAGGUUCUGGCCAUCGAUGCCUGCGAGCCACCCGCCAACGUGCGCGUGACAGAAGUGACCAAGAACUCAGCGACUCUGGCCUGGCAGCGCCCGCCAUACGACGGUGGCAGUAAGAUCACCGGCUACAGCGUGGAGCGGCGAGAGUCCCCCAGCGGACGAUGGGUCAAAGCCAACUUCACCAACAUCAUCGAGAUGGGCUUCACCGUGUCUGGCCUGAACCAGAACGAGGCCUACGAGUUCAGAGUGUACGCCAAGAACGCCGUGGGCUCUGUCAGUAACCCGAGCCUGAUCGCCGGGCCAGUGACCUGUGUGGACAUCUCCGGAACCCCCGCCAUAGACCUGCCGCCGGAGUACCUGGACGUGGUGCGGUACAAGGCCGGUUCUUCUGUGAAGCUCAGAGUGGGCUUCACUGCCAAACCUCUUCCCACCAUCGAGUGGUCGAAGAACGGAAAAGAGCUGGUGACCACCUCCACCGUGUCUGUGGAGAACACCACAGACUCCAGCGCCGUCCUGGUCAAAGACGCCACUCGUGCCGACACUGGAGCCUACGAAGUCAAGGUCCGAAAUGUCCUGGGCAGUGCCACGGCCACCAUCCGCAUGGAGAUCCUCGACAAACCCGGUCCCCCUGCCGGCCAGAUCACCUACACUUUGGUCUCUGCCGAUAAAAUCUCCUUCCGCUGGGAGCCGGUGCCUGAGUCGGACCAGGGCGGGUACAAAGUCACUCAUUACAUCGUGGAGCGCCGCGAGACCAGCCGCGUCGUGUGGUCCACCGUGUCCGAGCACCUGGAGCAGAACUUCGUCAGCGUCGGAAAACUGGUCAGUGGAAACGAGUACGUGUUCAGAGUGAUGGGCGUCAACAAGUACGGCGUCGGCGAGGCGCUGGAAAGUGAGCCGGUCAUCGCCAAGAACGCUUUUGUGACUCCUGGUCAGCCACGCACUCCCGAGGUCACGGCGAGCACCAAAACCACUCAGGUGGUGGAGUGGGACAAGCCGGGCGUGGACGGCGGCAGCACCGUGAGCGGGUACUACCUGGAGCGCCGCGACAAGAAGAGCCUGCGCUGGAUCAAAGUCUACAAGGACCCGGUGACGGAGCCCAAGCAGACGGUGUACCACCUCACUGAAGGAAGCGAAUACCAGUACAGAGUUUGCGCCAUUAACCGCGCCGGAGAGGGACCCUUCUCCGACGCCUCCGACUACUACAGAGCAGCCGACCCUGUCGACCCUCCAGACGAGCCCGUGAAGCUGAAGGUGGUGGACUCCACAAAGACCUCCAUCACCCUGGGCUGGUCCAAGCCCGAGUGGGACGGAGGCAGCGAGGUUCUCAGCUACAUGGUGGAGAAACGUGUGGGCGAGGAGGACUGGACCAUGGUCACGUCCAAAGGCGAAGUGAAGACCACAGAGUUCACCGUCCACGACCUCAAGCCCGACACCGACUACUACUUCAGAGUGUCUGCGGUGAACUGCGCUGGGCGUGGAGAACCUCUGGAACUCACCGAGCCAGUGCAGGCCAAGGACAUCCUGGAGGAGGCUCAGGUGGACACUGACGUGGCCAUGCGCACGCACUACGUGGUGAAGGCCGGUAAAGACGUGGAGCUGUCUGUGCCCAUGAAGGGGCGUCCCGCUCCCACCGCCUCCUGGUCUCUGGGCGAAACCUGCAUCGACAAAGACCCCAGAUAUGAGUUCCAUCACACGGACACCACCUCCACGCUGGUGCUCCGGGAGGUAACCCGUAACGACACCGGAAAGUAUCACGUGAAGAUCGAGAACGGCGUGGGCGAGCCCAAGAGCCUGACGCUGUCCGUGAAGGUCCAGGACAGUCCGGCCCAGUGUCAGAACCUGGUGCUGAAGGACGUGACCAGAGGGAAGGUCACGCUCUGCUGGGAACCGCCGCUGUCUGACGGAGGAGCCGAAAUCACCAACUACAUCGUGGAGAAGCGCGACUCCAGCAAACGCAGCUAUUCCGCAGUGACCAGCAAGUGCAUGGAGACCACCUACACCAUCGAGGACCUGUCCGAGAAGACCUCCUUCUUCUUCAGAGUCCUGGCUGAGAAUGAGAACGGCGUGGGUGACCCGUGUGAGACCGCCGAGCCGGUGAAAGCCACAGAAACACCAGGCCCUGUGAAGGACGUGGUCAUGAAGGACUCCUCCAAGACCUCCGUCACACUGCAGUGGGUCAAACCAGACUAUGACGGCGGCAGCAUCAUCUCCGACUAUGUGAUCGAGAAACGCGUUAAAGGAGAGGAGGAGUGGUCCGCCGGGGGAGCCAGCCGCCACUGUGAGUUCGAGGUGAAGAAGCUGAAGGAGCAUUCGGAGGUCCAGUUCAGAGUCGCCGCACGAAACGAGAAAGGACAGGGAGACUUCACCAUGUCCCAGCCCAUCAAAGUGGUGGACUACAUCAUCCCUCCAGAGGCAGACCUGUCCGAGUACCCCGGCGGUCAGCUGAACAUCCGCCUGGGCCAUAAUGUCCAUGUGGAGCUGCCGUACAGAGGCAAGCCCAAACCUUCGGUCAUCUGGCUCAAAGACAACCUGCCCCUGAAGGAGAGCGACCAGAUCCGCUUCAAGACCACAGAGAACAAGGCCACGCUGAUGAUCAAAGCUGUGCGCAAAGACAACGAAGGCAAGUACACGCUCACGCUGGACAACAAGGUGAACAGGAAGUCCUUCCACCUGCACGUGGUGACUCUGGGGCCGCCCUCCAAACCCGUGGGGCCCAUCAACCUGGACGAGGUCAGAGCGGAGAGCAUCACCAUCUCCUGGGAGGAACCCAAUGACGACGGAGGCGGAGAGAUCACCUGCUACUCCGUGGAGAAGAGAGACACGUCCAAGAACGAGUGGAAGAUGGCCUGCUCCGCCGUCACCGACACACGCUUCAAGGUGCCUAACCUCAUCAAAGGGGUGCAGUAUCAGUUCCGUGUGUGUGCGGAGAACCGUUACGGCGUCAGUGAGCCACUGCUGUCUCAGAUGGUCGUGGCCAAACACCAGUUCAGACCUCCAGGUCCUCCGGGAAAACCCUUCGUCUACAACGUGACCAACGACGGCAUGAGCCUGCAGUGGGAGAAGCCGCUGUACGACGGCGGCACGCCCAUCCAGGGCUACCACGUGGAGAAGAAGGAGAGCAACAGCGUCAUGUGGCAGAAGGUAAACACGGUCCUGGUGAGGGAGACAGAGUUCCGGGUGCUGGAGCUCAUCGAGGGGCUGGAGUAUUCCUUCAGAGUUUACGCCCAGAACGACGCCGGACUGAGCCGCACCAGCGACGAGAGCAAACCCACGAUGGCAGUCAGCCCCGUGGACCCGCCUGGGCAGCCGGAUUACACCGACAUCACGAGCGACAGCGUGUCUCUGAAGUGGGACGCGCCCAAACGCGAUGGCGGCUCCAAGAUCACGGGCUACACCAUCGAGAAACGCCAGGGCAAAGGACGCUGGUUUAAGGCCAACCUGACGGACUGCACCGACUGCCAGUACACCGUCACCGGCCUCGCCACCAACGAACGCUACGAGUUCAGAGUCAUCGCCCGCAACGCCAUCGGGGUGGUCAGCCCACCGUCCAACUCGUCCGGUCUGAUCAUCGUACGCAGCGAGAACGCUACACCAAAUCUGGAGUUCGGUCCUGAGUACUUCGAGGGACUCACAGUGAAGGCGGGCGAUAACAUUCGCCUGAAGGUGACGGUGACCGGACGCCCCACGCCCAAAGUUGUGUGGUUCAGAGACGGAGUAGAGAUCACCAAGAAGAUGAUGGACAUCAUCACUGUCUCAGGCUCCAGCACGGUGUUCGUCCGAGACGCCGACCGCUCUCACCGCGGCCUGUACGCCGUGGAGGCCACCAACAACUCUGGCACCAAAAGGGAGGAGAUCUUGGUCCAAGUGCAAGACACUCCCGGCGAGCCGGUUGGACCCAUCGUCUUCUCAGACAUCUCUGAAGGGAAGGCCACUCUGUCCUGGGGUCCUCCUGAGAACGACGGCUGCUCUGAGGUUUCGCAUUACAUCAUCGAGAAGCGCGAGACAGCAAAGAUUUCAUGGGCGCUGGUGACGGACGAGUGCACCAGCUGCUCCUUCACUGCCACCAAACUCAUCAAGACCAACGAAUACCAGUUCAGAGUGUCUGCCGUCAACAAGUUUGGUGUGGGCCGGGCGCUGGAGUCCAGCCCAGUCAUCGCACAGAUGCAGUACACCACUCCCGAUGGCCCUGGCACUCCCGACGCCACUGAGGUGACCGGCGAGAGCAUCACCCUCUCCUGGACCCCACCAUCCUCUGAUGGAGGAAACCCCAUCCAGCACUACAUCCUGGAGAAGCGCGAGAAGAAGACGAUGCGCUUCUACAAAGUAAUCACCAAAAAGCCAAUCAUAGAGUGUGCGCACAAAGUGACCGGUCUGACUGAGGACGUGGAGUACGAGUUCCGUGUGAUGGCGGUGAACGACGCCGGCGUGGGCGCGCCCAGUAACGUGUCCAUAGCAAUUAAAGCGGCGGAACCCAAAGACAUCCCCUGUGCCCCGUCCAUCAUGUGCGUGUCCGACACCACCAGCUCCUCCAUUAGCCUGGAGUGGACCCGGCCAGCCGACGACGGCGGCAUGGAGGUUCUGGGCUACAUCCUGGAGAUGGCCAAAGGAGAAGAAGAAGAGUGGAAACGAGUGAAAGAGACCGAGCUCAUCCCAGAAACACACUUCACCGUGAGCGGACUGGAGAGCGGAGCGUCGUACAGGUUCCGUGUGGCGGCGGUUAACCACGUUGGCCGUGGUGAGGAUCUGACGUUACCAGAGCCGGCGCAGGCAGUGGAGCGUCUGACGGCGCCCCAGGUGGACAUCGACGCCACCUUCAAACAGACGCACAUCGUGAAGGCCGGCGGCUCCGUGUACCUGGGCGUGCACUACAGAGGAAAGCCUGUGCCCGCCGCCUCGUGGGCGAGAGACGAGGGCGAGCUGGGCGCCAUGACAGAGGUCCAGACCACAGACGGGCACAGCACCCUGUCCAUCGAGAACUGCUCCAGAACCGAUUCUGGAAAAUACACUGUAACCCUGGAGAACAGCAGCGGCAGCAAGGCCAUCAUGUUCACCGUAAAGGUCCUGGACACGCCCGGACCUCCUCAGAACGUCAUGUUUAAGGACGUGUCCCGCGGGUCCGUCACGCUGGUGUGGGAGGCGCCCGUGUGCGACGGCGGUGCAAGGAUUCACCAUUACAUCGUGGAACGCCGCGAGGCCAGCCGACGCACCUGGACUCAGUCCGGCUCCAAGACCGUCGUCCCCGAGCUGAAGAUCGACGAGCUGUUGGAGGGAGUGCCCUACUUCUUCAGAGUUCUGGCAGAGAACCAACACGGCCUGGGCGAACCCUUUGAGAUCACGGAGCCGGUCAUCGCCACCGCCGAGCCCUCGGCGCCCAAACGCCUGGACGUACUGGACACCACAGACUCCACCGUGGUGCUGGGCUGGCUUAAACCGGAGCACGAUGGAGGCAGCCGUAUCCAGGGGUACCUCAUCGAGGCCCGGCCCAAAGGAGGAGACAAGUGGGUGGUGGUUGGAAACACUAAGAACCUCACCUACACCGUGGACAAACUCAACAAGAACGACCAGUAUGACUUCAGGGUGAAGGCCAAGAACGAGGCGGGCUACAGUCUGCCCAAAGAGACCAUCGCCUCUGUGCUGGUUAAAGAACCACACAUUGAACCUGCCGCUGACCUCAGCGAGAUCAUCAACCAACUGGUGUCCUGCCGCUCCGGCAGCUCCUUCACCAUCGAAGUGCCCAUCAGCGGCCGCCCCGCCCCCAAAGUCUCCUGGAAACUGGAGGACAUGAGGCUCAAGAGCUCCGACCGCGUGAGCAUCAAGACCACCAAGGACCGCGCCAGCAUCACCGUGAAGGAGGCCAUGAGAGGCGACGGAGGCAAGUACUACCUCACCCUGGAGAACGCUGCUGGAACCAAGACCUUCUCUGUGGAGGUGAACGUGACUGCCCGCCCCAGCCCGCCCACCGGACCUAUCGAGAUCUCCUCCAUCACCUCUGAGUCCUGCGUAAUCGCCUGGGAGCCGCCCGAGGACGAUGGAGGCACCGACAUCACCAACUACAUCGUGGAGAAGCGUGAGUCUGGGUCCACGGCCUGGCAGCUCAUCAACUCCAGCGUGAAGAGGACCUCGCUCCACGUGGGCCACCUCACCAAGUACAUGCAAUACACCUUCAGAGUGUCGGCAGAAAACCGUUUCGGUGUCAGCAAACCCACUGAAUCCGAGACCAUCGUCGCCGAGCAUCCCUUCACUCCGCCUGGCCCGCCCACGCGCCCCACCGUGUUCAACGUCACGGCGAACUCCUUGACGCUGAAGUGGGAGGAGCCGUACAACGAUGGCGGCAGCAAAGUGACGGGCUACUGGAUCGAGAAGAAAGAGAGGAACAACAUCCUGUGGGUGCGCGAGAACAAGAUCCCCUGCUUCGAGUGCUACUACAAGGCAGAGGAGCUGGUCGAGGGGCUGGAGUACCAGUUCAGAGUCUACGCCAUGAACAGCGCUGGCCUCAGCAAAGCCAGUGAGGCCAGCAAGGGCGCCGUGGCCCAGAACCCUGUGGACCCUCCGACCAAACCCGAGGUGACGAACGUGACGCGCACCACGGUGUCUCUGAAGUGGGGCGCUCCUCUGAACGACGGCGGUUCGCCCAUCAGCGGGUACAUCGUGGAGAGGAAACCGUACACGGUGACGGGCGAAGGCCGCUGGCUCAAGUGCAACUACACCAACGUGACGGACACCGCGUUCACUGUGACGGCGCUCGGCGAGGGCGAGCCCUACGAGUUCAGGGUCAUCGCCAAAAACCAGAACCAGGUCUUCAGUCUGCCCUCCGAGUCCACCGGCUCCGUGCAGUGCAAGACCGACUUCGAACCUCCUAAAGCUCAGUUGGACAGUAAGCUCCUGUCUGAGACCGUGUUUGUCCGUGCCGGGUCGGACCUGGUUCUGGACGCGGCGGUCGGGGGCAGACCGGACCCCAAGGCCUCGUGGUCCAAAGGAACCCGUGAGCUGGAGCUGUGCGAGAAGUACCAGCUGACCUACACGCCCACCAAGGCCCUGGCCGUCAUCAAGUUCUGCGACCGCGAUGACACCGGCAAAUACGUCUUGACCGUGAGGAACGUGAGCGGAACCAAGACUGCCGAGGUCAACGUCAAAGUGCUCGACACUCCGGGCGUGUGUGAAGGUUCCAUCGACAUCUCGAAGGUGACGGAGGAGUCGUGCGUCCUGUCGUGGAAGCCGCCGCUGGAGGACGGCGGAGACGACGUAGCGCACUACGUGGUGGAGCGCCGCGACACCAACCGCCUGAACUGGGUCAUCAUGAACGCCGAGUGCAAAGAGACGUGCUGCGCCAUCAGCGGCCUCUUCAAAAACACUGAGUAUCUGUUCAGAGUCAGAGGCGUCAACAAGUACGGCACCGGUGUGCCCCUGCAGUCCGCCCCGAUGAUCGCACGCAACACUUUCACUGUACCCUCUCCGCCCGGUCCGCCCGAGAUCCUGGCCUCCGGCAAAGACUUCGCCACCAUCGAGUGGCUCAAACCCGAGUCUGACGGAGGCAGCCCCAUCCUGCACUUCCUGGUGGAGCGGCGGGAGAGGAAGAGCGCCCGCUGGGUCAAAGUGAACCGCGACGGGCACCACACGGACACCACCCUCAAAGUCUGCAACCUCACUGAAGGAAACAUCUACCAGUUCAGAGUCACCGCCAUCAACAAGGCCGGGGAGAGCGAGGCCAGCGAGGUGUCGCUCUACGUCGUCUGCAGGGUGCCCACAGGUGUGCCCGCUCCCCCGUCCAUCCCCCGCAUCAUGGACACUCACGCCGACAGCAUCAGCCUGGCGUGGGCUCGGCCCGUGGAGGAUGGCGGCGCAGACGUGAUGGGCUACCUCCUGGAGAUGCAGGAGUCUGGAGCUGAAGAAUGGACCAAAGCUCACGAGAAGACGAUCCGCUCCACAGAACACACCGUCACCGGCCUCACCGCCGGAAAGAAGUACGUGUUUAGAGUCGCCGCCAUCAACAUCAACGGCACCGGAGACUUCAGCGACUCGUGCGCCGAGACCGAGCCGAUCGAGAGACUGGAAACCCCAGACUUCGAGCUGCACGACGACCUGAAGAAGACGGUCUGCCUGAGGGCGGGCGGCUCCCUGAAGAUGCAGGUGAACGUGACAGGUCGCCCCACACCUGCCAUCACCUGGAGCAAACCGGGCGUGGACCUGCACAACCGCGGCUUCAUCGAGGUCACGGCCACAUCCACGCAGCUCAUCAUCGACAAAGUCCACCGCUACGACGCCGGGAAGUACACGCUAACCGCCGAGAACAGCGCCGGCAAACAGGAAGUGAACAUCCUCGUCAAAGUCUACGACACGCCUGGUCCCACUGGUCCAAUCAAAAUUAAGGAUCUGACCAAAGACAGUGCGACCAUCUCGUGGGACGCCCCGACCGUGGACGGCGGCGCUCCUGUCAAUAACUACGUGAUCGAGCGUCGGGAGGCGUCCAUGAGGGCGUACAAAACCGUCACGUCCAAGUGCAGCAAGACGUCGUACCGCAUCGACAACCUGCUGGAGGGAAUGCUCUACUACUUCAGAGUCCUGCCGAACAUCUACGGAGUGGGCGAGCCCCGAGAGACGCCCGACGUCAUCCUGGUCUGCGACGUGCCAAUGACGCCCGCCAAGUUUGAGGUGACAGAUGUGACUAAGUCGUCGGUGAGCCUGGGCUGGGAGAAGCCGGAGCACGACGGCGGCAGCAGACUCACCGGGUACCUGAUCGAGGCCUGUAAGGUUGGCACAGACAAGUGGAUGAAGGUGGCGACACUGAAACUCACCGACUUUGAGCACACGGUGGAGAAACUGAACGAGAAGGAGCAGUACCUGUUCAGGAUCAGAGCCAUCAACAGCCGAGGAGCCAGCGAGGCCCGAGAGCUGGUGACCGCCGUGACCGUCCAGGAGCAGAGAGUGAUGCCGGCCGUGGACUUGUCCACGUUGCCUCAGAAGGUGGUGAACGUUCUGUCCGGAAAGACGCUGGAGCUGGAGCUGCCGAUCAUUGGACGCCCGCCGCCCGUCAGCGCCUGGUACUUUGGCGAUAACCGCCUGAAAAUCACCGACCGCAUUAAAAUAAAGGGCACGGGCAAGAGCGUCAGCCUCACCAUGGCAGACACCUCCAUCGACGACUCCGGAGAGUACACGCUAGAGCUGAGGAACGCCGUGGGCACCAUCAGCGAGAAGAUCAAGAUCAUUGUUCUCUCCAAACCCGACGCGCCCGAGGGUCCCAUGCAUUUCGACGAGGUAGACGCCACCUCAGUGGUCCUCAGCUGGAACCCUCCGCUCAGAGACGGGGGCGCACCUGUCAGCGGGUACGUGGUGGAGCAGAGGGACGCGCACAGACCGGGCUGGGUGCCCGUGUGCGACUCCGUCAGCCGCCCCACUUUCCGCUUCACCAACCUGAUCGAGGGCGACGAGUACGUGUUCAGAGCCGCCGCCACCAACCGCUACGGCACCGGGGAGUACCUGCAGUCUGAGGUGGUCACCUGCCGCAGCCUCAACGACGUGCCCGGACCGCCUGGCCGCCCCAUCAUCUUCGACGUGUCUCGUGACGGCAUGACCGUGGCGUGGGAGGCGCCGGUGGAGGACGGCGGUUUGGAGGUGUCGGGUUACAUCAUCGAGAGGAAGGAGGUGCGCUCGGACCGAUGGGUGCGCGCCAACAAGAACCCCAUCACCAUGACCCGCUACCGCUCCACCGAGCUCACCGAAGGGCUGGAGUACGAGCACCGCAUCACCGCCAUCAACGCCCGCGGCACCGGCAAGCCCAGCCUGCCAUCCAAGCCUGCCGUCGCCACAGACCCCAUCGACCCGCCCGGAUGCCCGCAGAACCCUCGCGUCACAGACACCACCAGCUCGUCCGUGUCUCUGGCGUGGAACCCGCCGGAUGACGAGGGCGACGCCCGUUUGGACGGGUACCUGAUCGAGAUGCAGAAGGCCGGAGGUGUGGCCUGGACCAAGUGCAACACGACGCCAUCGCUGAUCUGCGAGUACACGCUCACCAACAUGCCCCAGGGCGAGGAGUUCCACUUCAGGGUCCUGGCGUGUAAUGCCGGCGGCUGCGGCGAGCCCGCCGAGGUGCCCGGCAUCGUCAAGAUCACAGAGAUGCUCGAGGCCCCAGACUUCGAGCUGGAGCUGAAGUACAAAGACGUGUACGUGGUUCGCCAGGGCGGCGUGGUACGUCUGUCGGUGCCCAUCCGAGGAAAGCCGCGCCCGUCCUGCUCGUGGUCCAAAGACGGCGGCGCCGUGUCUGCGGCCGCCAUGAUCGCCUCCACUGAAGACGCCAGCGAGCUCGUCAUUAAAGGGGCGGAGCGCGGAGACAGCGGCGUCUACAACCUCCUCCUGGAGAACCGCGUGGGCAAGAAGAAGGCCCAGAUCAAGGUGAAGGUGAUCGGCCGUCCCGGCGCUCCACAGGGCCCCUUGGUGUUUGACGAGGUGCAGGCCAACAGCGUGAAGGUGAGCUGGCAGCCCCCGGCCGACGAUGGCGGCUCCGAGGUCCUCGGGUAUAUCGUGGAACGCCGCGAGGCGGCGAGGAACGCCUGGUACACGGUGGACUCGCGGGUGACGGACACACACCUCCUGGUGAAGGGACUCAGAGAGGGAACAGAAUAUCACUUUAAGAUCACCGCCGAGAACGCCUUCGGCAUCAGCGGAUCCCUUAAGUCCGAUCAGCCACUGGUGCCCAAGACCCCACUGUGUGUUCCGGAGCCAUCGUCGUCACCUCCUGAGAUCAUGGACGUGACCAAGAGCUCCGUGGCUCUGUCCUGGGCGCGCCCCAAAGACGACGGCGGUUCGGCCAUCAUCGGAUACUUCAUCGAGUUUAAGGAAACAUCUGCCGAGUCCUGGAGUCGCCACGGCGCCAAAGUGACGUCCACCAUGUUCACCGUGUCCGGACUGACCGCCGACGCCGAAUACAGCUUCAGGAUCGUCGCCGUCAACGACAUCGGCGAGAGCCAGCCAGGCCCCGCCUCCGACCUGGUCACCUGCAAGGAUCCAUUUGAUAAACCCAGUCAGCCUGGUGAGAUCGACACGGUGGCGGUCACUAAUAACUACAUUUCUUUGCGGUGGUCGGCGCCGGAGUGCGACGGCGGGAAGCCCGUGCUCGGAUACUGGGUGGAAUAUCGUAAAUCCAUCGAGAGCUCGUGGAAAAAGUGCAACAAGCAGCGGCUGAAGGAGGCGGAGUUCCUGAUGCCAGGACUCGCCGAGGCCACCGAGUAUGAGUUCAGAGUGUUCGCCGAGAACGAGACCGGAAUGAGCCGACCCAGAAGGACCGCCACCUGCAUCAAGACCAAGCUCAUGGUGGAGAACAAGCCGAGCCUGAGGAAGGAGAUGGACGAGGUGACGGCCAAACUGGGGCAGCCUGCGGUCAUGAAGUGCCAGAUCAUUGGGCGCCCGGUGCCCGACAUAAAGUGGUACCAUGCGGGCAAAGAGGUGGUCGAGUCACGCAAGUACGAGAUGAGCUCCGAUGGGCGCAACCACUCUCUGUCCAUCAUGACCGACCAGCAGGAGGACGAGGGCGAGUACACCUGCAAGGCCACCAACGAGGCCGGCGAGGCGGAGACCACGGGCGUCCUGGUCCUGGAGGCUGCGCCGCGCUUCCAUCCCGACUACCCGCUGCGGGAAACGUACCACGCCGGCCUGGGCACGACGCUGAGGAUCCACGCCGUUUACAUCGGCCGCCCCGAGCCCAAGAUCAUGUGGCUGCACGGUGCCAAGACGCUGGAGCCCACGGACGACAUCAGCAUCGAGACCACGGAGCACUACACCCACCUGGUCAUCAAGAACGUCCAGCGCCGCGUGCACGGCGGCAAAUACCGCAUCCGCCUGCACAACCACUUCGGACGCACCGACACCGCCUUCAACGUGGACAUCUACGACAAACCGGAUGUUCCUCAGGGCCCGAUCCGCCUGGACGCGCUCCUGAAGAACUCUGUGAUCAUCAGUUGGAAGGCGCCGGUGGACGAUGGCGGCUGCAUGAUCACAAACUACAUUGUGGAGAAGCGCGAGGACAAGGAGGGGGCGACGUGGGAGCUCGUCUCCUCCUCCGUCAACGGCACCAGCUGCAGGGUCCCCAACCUGGUGGAGAGCGCCGGGUACUUCUUCAGGGUCUACGCCCAGAACGGCAACAGUGAACCACUGGAGCUCACCGCACCCAUCCUCAUCAAGAGCCAGCUCGAGAGACCGUCUCCUCCUCUGUCUCCCGUUGUCUCCGGCAUCACAAACACAUCCUGUGUUGUGUCGUGGAAACCUCCGCUCAGCGACGGCGGCUCCAAGAUCAAGUGCUACCACCUCGAGAAGAAGAACAAGAAGGACAAGAAGGACUGGACCGAGUGGACCGCCGUGACCACAGACGAGAUCAAACAGACCGUGUUCUCCGUCAAACGCCUGACCGAAGGCGUGGAGUACGUCUUCAGAGUCAAGUGCGAGAACCUGGGCGGCCACAGCGACUACAGUGAGGAGACAGCACCUGUCGUCCCAACCACUCCAGUGGAUGUCAGAGCGCCCGCCUUCAAGGAGGAGCUGAGGAACCUGAGUGUGAAAUACAAGAGUAAUGCCACACUGGUGUGCAAGAUCACUGGCCAGCCCAAACCCGUCAUCAAAUGGUUCCGCCGCGGCAAAGAGGUCCACUCCGAUGGCAAGAAGAUCAAAAUCCAGGAGUUCAAGGGCGGCUAUCACCAGCUGGUUAUCACCGAGGCCGAUGAGGAGGACUCCACUGUGUACCAGAUCAGAGCCACCAACCAGGGCGGCUCCAUCUGCGCCACAGUGUCUCUGGACGUGGAGAUCCCCGCCAAGAUCCACUUGCCCAAGAACCUCAAAGACAAAGAGGCCAUUCCGGCGCUACGCGGCGAGGUGGUAAACAUCAAGAUCCCGUUCGGCGGAAAGCCUGACCCUGUCAUCACCUGGCAGAAGGGGCAAGACCUGAUCGACAGCAACGGGCACUACCAGGUCAUCGUCACACGCUCCUUCACGUCUCUCGUCUUCCCCAAUGGCGUCGAGAAGAAAGACGCCGGCUUCUACAUCGUCUGUGCUAAGAACCGCUUCGGCAUCGACCAGCAGACGGUGGAGCUGGACGUGGCUGAUGUGCCCGACCCGCCCAGAGGCAUUAAGGCCAGCGACGUGUCCAGGGACUCUGUCACCCUGAACUGGGUUGCCCCCGCCAACGACGGCGGCAGCAGAGUCAUCAGCUACAUCAUUGAGAAGUGCGCAACCACGGCAGAGCGCUGGGAGCGUGUGGCUCAGUCCAGAGACACACGUUACACCGUCAUCAACCUGUUCGGAGGAACCAGCUACCAGUUCAGAGUCAUCGCCGAAAACAAGUUUGGCCAGAGCGCCCCGAGUGAGACGAGCGGUCCAGUCAUGACCAAAGAGGACAAGUCCCGCGUCCUGCUGUACGACCGCGAGGUGGAUGACUCCGACCGCGUGCCCAAAGGCAAAGCACCUCACUCUGAAGGCAAGAACCUGCACAACAAGUACAGCAUUGCUGAGGAGCUGGGCAGGGGCCAGUUUGGAAUCGUACAUCGCUGUGUUUCUGUGAGCUCUGAGAAAACUUACAUGGCCAAGUUUGUGAAAGUGAGAGGAGCCGACCAAGCCAUCGUGAAGAAAGAGAUCGCCACUUUGAACCUCUGCAAACACGUCAACUUCCUGCUGCUACACGAGUCCUUCGACAGCCCCGAGGAGCUGGUCCUGAUCUACGACUUCCUGUCCGGAGGAGACGUGUUCGAGCGCCUCUACAGCGCCGACUUUGAACUGAACGAGCGCGAGGUCGUGAGCUACAUCCGACAGGUGUGCUCCGCCCUGCAGUUCCUCCACGGAGAAGACUACGGUCACUUUGACAUCCGCCCUGAGAACAUCAUCUACACCACUCGCACCAGCUCCCACGUGAAGAUCAUCGAGCUCGGCCAGUCCCGCCACCUGACCCCCGGCGACAUCAUCAAGAUCCAGUACACCACAGCAGAGUACGCGGCACCCGAGAUUCACCAGAGCGACAUGGUGAGCACCGUCACAGACAUGUGGAGCGUCGGUGUCCUGGCAUACGUCCUGCUGAGUGGCCUGAACCCUUUCAUCGCCGAAACCAACCAACAAAUGAUCGACAAUAUCUCCAACGCCGCCUACAGCUACGACGACGAAAGCUUCAAGCAGGUGAGCGUGGACGCGCUGGACUUCACCGACCGCCUCAUGACCAAAGAGCGCAAACACCGUAUGACCGCCGCCGAGGCGCUGGCGCACCCCUGGCUCACCAGACCCGCCGAGGAGACGAGCACCAGGGCCAUCCCCACUGGCCGCCACAAGAGGUACUAUCAGACCAUGGUCCGAAAGGAGUGGUCCACUGUGGUGUCAGCCGCCCGCGUUGCCAGCGGAGGCUCCAUUCGCUCUCAGCGUGGCGUCUUCGUGGCUAAAGUGAAGAUCGCGCCAUUCGAGCACGGUCCGCUCGCCGGACAGAUCGCCCACUCUGGCAAUGACGGAGAUAGCAUCAAAUUCAUCUGCAACAUCGAGAACUAUGACAGCAGCACCGAGGUGACGUGGUACUGUGGCGUGCGGCAGCUGGAGGCCAGUGACAAAUACGUGAUGGAGUACGAAGACGGGCUGGCCACGCUCAGCCUGACCAAAGCCACUCGCGCCGACGACGGCACGUACCGCUGCAAAGUGGUGAAUGAAUACGGAGAGGACAGCGCCUACGCCGAGCUCUUCAUCAACGGCGUGCGCUCCUACCGGGACUUCUUCAUCACCAGGGUUGUGAAGAGGACGAAACGCCGCGUGGACACGGCGCGUCUGUUGCAGAAACCGCCAGAGUUCACACUGCCGCUCGUCAAUAAGACCGCCUACCUCGGCGAAGACGUGCGCUUCGGCGUCACCAUCACCGUGCACCCGGAGCCCCGUGUCAUCUGGCACAAAUCUGGGCAGAAGCUGAUCCCAGGACAGGACGAUAAGAAAUACACUUUCAUCAGCGACAAAGGCCUGUAUCAGCUCAUCAUCCAUGGCCUGGAGGAGGAGGACGAUGCCGAGUACAGCGUCGUGGCUCGCAACAGAUACGGAGACGACAGCUGCAAAGCUCGUCUCACCGUGGUGCCCAGGCCCAAACCCGCCGACCUCACGCUCAGACCCAUGUUCAAACGCCUCCUCGCCAACGUGGAGUGCCGCGAGGGCCAAAACGUGCGCUUUGAGAUCCGUGUGUCUGGAAAACCAGCGCUGAAGUGGGAGAAGGACGGAAUGCCGCUGGCCUUUGGACCCUCCAUCGAAGUGGUGCACGAGGGGUUGGACUAUUUCAUCCUCCACAUCAGAGACACUCUGCCGGAAGACUCUGGCAUCUACAGAGUCACCGCCACCAACUCCGCUGGCUCGGCCAGCUGCCAGGCCACGCUGAGGGUGGAGCGCGUCGCCCAUGUGAAGAAAGAACCAGAGUUGAGUCCCAAAGAACUGGAGAAAGCCAAGGAGAAGGAGGAGAUGAACAAGAAGGUGCGACUGUCCCAGAUUUUGGCAGGAACAGAUGUCCUGCCGCUGCCUCCCGCCGCCAUCCAGGCUGUCAGAGAGGCCGCCACAAUGUUCAAACCCGCCGUGACCACAAAGAAGGGUGAAAAGACAGAAGCGGAGAUCCAGAAGGAAAAGGAAGAGAGGAAGAAGCGCGCAGAUGAGAAGAGGCUGCGUAUGCCUUACGUGGUGCCCACGCCGCGCACUGUGGACCCCGCUGUGCUGGAGGAGGACGUGCAGAUCAAAGUGUUCAAACCCAUGUCCGACAUGAAGUGGUACAAAAAGCUACGUGACCAGUACGAGUUCCCCGAGCCCAUGGACAAGAUCCGUGAGCGCCGUCCCAAACGUAUCCGCCUGUCACGCUGGGACCAGUUCUACGAGAUCCCCAUCCGCAUCAAGGAACAGUACAAGCCCAAGUGGAGGCUCCCGGCCGUUAGCCAGGAUGACCUGGAGACGGUGAGGCCCGCGCGCCACCGUACGCCGUCUCCCGAGAUGGACGCCUACCACCGCAUUCGCCGCAGGUCCCUGGGAGACCUGUCAGACGAGGAGCUGCUGCUGCCCGUGGACGAGUAUCUGUCCAUGAAGAGGAUGGAGGAGGAGCGGCUGCGUCUGGAGGAGGAGCUGGAGUUGGGCUACUCCGUGUCGCCCCCUAGCCUCAGCCCCGUGCGCUUCGAGCUGUCCGCCCUGAGACCGUCCUCCCCUCGACACCUGGAGGAGGAGGGAGAGGAGACCGUCUGCUACGAUUCCUACAAGAUUCCCUCCAAGUACGAGGCCGGGCCCAGCUUCGUGGACCUGCGUCAGCGUCACGACAAAGCCACAUACAAACCGCCCAAAGCGAAGCAGAGAGUGUACGAGGAGAGAGAGGUGACGGAGCUGCUGCGCCCGCCCACCACCGCCGGACGCAUCUCCUCCUACAAGAGCCAGCUCAAACACAUCGAGUUUGAGGAGAAGAUGCGCACCUCCACAAAGAAAGAGAAGGCCAUUGUGACCACUUACUCAGAGGAGGUUCAGAGCGAGCACCUGACCGCUUUCACUUCCGAGUACAUCCCUAAACCGCUGAAGAAACUGCCCCUGCCCGCGGCGGAGCCUGAGAGCACCCCAGAGAGGGCUAAGAUGGAGGUGACGUACUCCAAAGUCGACUUCGCGUCUCGGUAUGAAGAGAGGAAGCAGGCGCUGAGGGCCGAGAGGAAGUCUGUGGAGCGCAGAGAGGUGCCUCCUCAGGAGCCCUUCAGUUUAGAUCACGCCCCUCGCAUCACCAUCCGCCUGCGGUCCCACCGCGUGCCCUACGGAACCAACGCAUGUUUCACCCUGAACAUCCAGGCCAAACCCGAGCCCUACAUCACCUGGUACCACAAUGGCAAAGAGAUCGGCGCCGGCACCAAGUACCACAUGUCCAAUGUGAACGGUGUUCUGACGCUGAAGAUUAACCGUUGCGUGACCGAGGACUCCGGCACGUACCGCGUCGUUUGCCGGAACGCGCGUGGUGAGACCUCUGACUACGCCACGCUGGAGGUGGUGGGGGAGGAGUUUGCUGCUUUCUCCACUUUGACCAGAAGAGACGAGGAACCCCCGGCCUCUCACCUGCCAGAAAUGACCACAACCCAGGUCUACCACAUGUCCUCCAAAACCAUGAAGGAGACGUUCGUGAAGGAGACGGUCGUUAAGGAAACAGUCGUAAUGGAAACUAAACCCGCCGAGAAACCAGCCAAAAUCCUGACCAAGCCCCAGUCCGCGUCCGUGGAGGAGGGAGACGUGGUGCAUUUCGAGUGUGACUUCGAGGGAGAGCCGCUGCCUGUGGCGACUUGGAUUCACGAGGGCCAAACCGUGGGGCCGUCGGCGCGACACCACAUCGUGUCCAUGCGCUCCUCUUCCUCCUUCGACAUCUCGUCCGUGGAGAUGUCCGACGCCGGCAGCUACACCGUCCUCGUCCAGAACUCUGUUGGGAAACAGGAGGCGCACUUCACCCUGAGCGUAACCAAAAACCCAGCCAAAGAAACUGUGGUCCGAGUGACCUCUCCCGAAGCCCUAGUCAAGUCCCCGGAACCAGUCAAGUCCCCCCCCCGGGUCAAGUCUCCGGAACCAGUCAAGUCCCCCCCCCGGGUCAAGUCCCCGGUCUCGCCCAAGUCCCCGACCCCAAAGUCCCCCACACCAUAAGGACUCUGGUCUAACAGCGGUUCUGACCCGGGACCGCGCCAAGGACUGCCGGACUGAUUCCACUCUCACGGUCCAUGUAUAAAAGAUUUUAAAUUAUAGAUAUUAUUAUUAUUAUUAUUAUUAUUAAUUAGCACCAACGUCAUGAAUCUGGAUAUGUUCUUGUAAAUAACUAUUUUUGUACCAAACGUGACUUUAUGCCAAACUCCAGCCGAAUGUUCUGAAAUGUGCCUUUGUGCCUUUGGGCAAAGCCUUUUUGAAGACGUGUACAUAUGUAUAUGUGUUAUUUAUCACCGUUAUUGGAAGGGAGCUGUGUGAAUGUACUGCAGGAGAAAGUUCAUGAGGGACGACUACCCUGCCAAACAGAAACUAAACAUGCGCCUCAACUCCAGGUUGAAGACUAAGAAAGCCUCGGCGGGUGGAGCAAUCCCCGCCGACGAAUCAAACCAUAGAAUAAUGUUUAAAUAUAUGAUUAAAAAUAUAUUGAUAUAAUCUCUAGAGCGAGUUCUGAGCUAAGGCCCCGCGCGCCGCGUGCUCUACCCUCGAGUAAACGGCUCUACGGGCCUUGGCUCGAACCUGAACCAUGAAUUACACUGAGGCCGAGCGUACGGCCUGCGACUCGGCCUCGCAUUCUGAAGAGCGCCGGCCCCGCCCCUGACGGCCGGCCACGCCCCAAACACACCUGGCCUGAAGGGGGCGCCCGCGCUCUCCGGGGCGGGACCGGCGCCGCCUCCUGGAGGAAUCGUGUUCCGUUUGAGUGUGUUGUAGUUUUAGAAUCGUCAGUCGGGGCAGACGGAGAAAACCUCCUGUCGCGCCUCAACUCUGAGUUUGUAGAAGUUUCCUCCUCGAGUGUCUGGUUUAAAUAAAGCAUGACUCAGCACGAGACGCCUCA